Molecule: messenger RNA, 51988 nt
Organism: Rhopilema esculentum
Lineage: Eukaryota; Metazoa; Cnidaria; Scyphozoa; Rhizostomeae; Rhizostomatidae
Source: RefSeq, a predicted model, not a curated record
AAAGGUCAUGCCUGUUUCUUAGUUUUAGGGCUGUGAAUAGAGCGAAGAAGGCACCACUAAACAAAAACUUUGCUUCUAAGAGAAUCAUGACAUUGUAAAUUUCAACUCCUUUUCUCCCCUUGCUAUCAGAUGACCUUAUCAUCAUAUUUGAAUGUUUUUUGGGCUUUAGAUUUGGAUCAGUGUCAAGAGAUAUCCUAUUUAUCUUCAAUGCUUAAUGUGAAUAUGGUAAUGAAUUUAUUUAGUUUAAGUUGGUCGGGAAUUUUGAUGUUAGAGGAACAUGCAAUGGCCACAAUUAAUUUUGAAAGAAGCACUUUUAAAGGAAGAACUGCUGAGAAGUUAAUGAACUCUGCAAGAACCGCAAAUGUAUAGAGUACACUGACAGGAUAAUAUAGCAAGAGGUGCUAAAACCCCUCUAUAUUUGCACAUGAUUGUUAAAACGCCUUGCAAUCAUGCAGAGUAACCAGAUUUACUUCAUGGCAAUCAACUGAUAUGAAAGUAACUUAAGCCAUCUAUCAAUCAAUAUUAACCAAUCAAUAGCUAUGUGAGUGACACCAUGUUCACUGAUUGGUCAAUUUUUGAUUGAAAGGUGGCUAAAGCCCUUUUGUAUCUAUUGAUUGCCUUUAAGCAGCAUAAUGUUUUGUUCGCUUGUAGCUGAUGUAACCCUUGCAACUUUUGCCCCCAAUGUUUUCAAAGAACCAAUUUAUCAUGAAGUGUUUUCAAAAUUAGACAGCGAAGUUGUUUGUAGGCUAAUAGCCUCUUGUCUGCAGAAACAGAUUUAGAUUCAGGUUUUUGAUGAGGAUUAUCACAUAGAUAAUCCUGGAUAAAAUUCCUAUUUCAAGGAUUACUCCUCUAGUAUCUUUUAUUUACAAUAAGAUUUAAAUGUAAACCGUUUCUCAUUUUCUUGAAACAUUAAACAGUAUUUUAUCUUUAAAUUCACAAGGUGUUAUAAUACAAAAUCCAAAGGUUUAUUCAAUAUAAUUUCAAUUUCAAACUUUCAAAUGAAAAGAAGCAAUUUUUAAAUGGCUAACUUGUACAAUAUAAAAUGAAAUUGGAAAGAAAGAAAGCCAUCUACUGGAGAUUCCAUUUUCUGACUUGUGAAUAUUUUCAGAUAAAUUUAAUCUUGAAUCUUUGGCAGUGUUAGGAACUGGGAUAGAAUCUAUUGAACCUUUUCAGUUCCAGUAAGAUGCUUGAAGAAUUAAAAAAAAUUGAUAUCAUGGUUGAAUUUCAAAUUCAAGUAAAGUCAUCUGCCAGUAUCAGUGUUACUUGCUCAUCAAUUUUAGACCAUCGAACAAUAUGUAACAUAAACAAUUUUGAAAGAAAAGCUUAUGUGCUUGUUCCUCUGUUUUCAUUUUACAUAAGCUUUUGAAACAGACAACCAUGAUAUUUUUCUAAAUUACCUAUAAUAUUGUGUACAGAGAAGUGGUACAUUGGUGUUUCAUGUUGUGUUAAUAGGUACUAAAGGACUAAUGAUGGUAUAAAUGGGAAUGAACUAUAACUGUGGUGUCCCUAAACAAAGUAUGCUUUGGCAGCUGUUCUUGUGUUGGAAUAGAGACCUAAAUGUUAUCAGAUUCUAGAUUUUUUUACUAAAAUUGCAGAAGAAACGGGCAUUCUAGAGAAAUAAUUGACAAUAAAUUAAGUUGGAAACUUCAGGAAAGGCAAGUUACGUUAAAAAUUUCAAGAUAUAGGAAUUCUUUAUAAAAUGACAAGCUAGUUGCAAAAACACAUGCCUUCAUUUAUUCAACCUUCUGUACCUAAAGUUUAUUAAUCUUUGCUCCGCUAAUAAAUCCACUCAAGGGUCAUUAAAACGUAAUUUAUUCAAAGCUUUUAGGAUUGCUGACUUUUCAAAUAACUGUAUUGUUGAAAGUAAUAAAAUGUACUUAAAAUAUUAAAGACUAUUUAACUUAAAAAAACUUUAUUUGCUUGAAAAAGUUAACCAGUAUUUGAAGUUCACCAUAUUUAUGACACUUUUUCUCAUUUUGCAAUCACAACUAUAUACACUGCUAUUUUUUACUGUUAAAUUUUCAAACUUGAAAUUUAUUUUAAAGAAAUUUAGAGAAUGGUAGAAGGUUAAACUUUUGAGGGCAGCAUAUGGAUCCUGAUAUGACAUACAGAGCUGCAGCAAGGGUUCGGAGGCCCUGGGGCAAAAUCGAAAGAUGAGUCCCCUGCGAGCGGAGCAAGGAGAAAAGUUUUUGCAACCAUGUCCUUCAGUCUAGCUUGAAAUGCAUUUAAGAAUAUUUAUUGUGGCAUUUCUUGCAAUCUUUUGUCCCCCUUUCUGUGGCAGGGGUGGCGCCCAGACUGGAAACUUUGCUUCUUGCGCGGGCAAGUUUAUUUUGAAAAUUUGAGACUGCGCACCUGAAAUCAUGCACCCUUAGUUAUUUUUAUUGUUAAUAAUGUUGAAUGCUAUUGUCUAGGGAUCAAGGGGAUUUUGCGCGGCCAAUAUGCAAAAGCGCGCAGAUGUGUGCGCGGGCAAUAUAUUGCGGGCGCGCAGCAAAGUUUCCAGUCUGGGGUGGCGCAAGAAAUCUUCCGACAGAGGGGCUGGAGCUUCCGACAGGGGGGCUAAAAUGACUAAAAUAAGCAGUUUUCGUACGUUAUUUUGUCAAAUUUGCUCCCACAAAAACCUAAAAUUUCCUCCGAUGGGGGGGCUAGAUGCUUCCGACGGAGGGGCUGUAGCCCCCCUAGCCCUCCCCUGGCGCCACCACUGCUCUGUGGCCCUGAUGAUAUACAAUAAAUAAGUGUCAAAAAAAAUGUUCAAACAUUCAAAUAAAAUAAAUAAAUGGAUGAGUGAAAUAGAUUUUCCAUAAGAAGCAUAUGAAUAAAAAUAAGAGUCGUUGUCUCGAGAUAAUUGUCCACGUGGCUCACGUGGCCGUAUCAAUUAGUUUCCAUGGUUAACUUCUAUCGCCUUAAUAUGAACGUGCCACCUUAACUAGAGCCUGAUUUGUAACAUAUCAACAAAUGAUGGGACAAAAAUGAGCAAUUACACAGCCAUUUCGAUACCAGCGGGGCAAAAUUCUAUAACAUCCUCAAGAAGUCGUACCACACAACAGAGCUACGAUGAAGAAAAAACAAGUGGUGCUACAGAACAUUCAGUAAACCGACACUCCUUCGUCGUCUUUGGUAAAGACUUCACAAAAUCUUCAGAUGUUUUUAAAUUUUGUAUCUGUUCUACUGGCGUUUUCGGAUUUUAUUUGAUCUAUGGAUAUAUGCAGGAACUUAUAUUCAGCCUGCCAGGCUUCAAGCCAUUUGGAUGGUAUCUCACCCUUGUGCAAUUUGCAUGUUACUCAUUCACUGGGACAUUGGAAGUGCUGAUAAGCAAGAAGAAAUUCAAAAGAAGAAUCCCAUUAAAAACAUAUGCUUUACUUGCCUUCCUUACUGUUGCUACAAUGGGCCUUUCUAACACUUCUGUUGGCUACCUCAACUACCCAACUCAGGUUAUUUUCAAGUGCUGCAAGCUCAUCCCGGUUAUGUUAGGUGGCAUUUUAAUCCAAGGGACCAAUCUUGAAAAUGCCUGCCCCAAACAUCAUGGCAACGUCGAACUCCUCCUUGCAACUAAGAUCGCAGACCUGAAAGAGUUGCUCGAGUUCUUUCAUUAUUUCCCUGAAAGAUUUUGAGCUUUCAACUGGAUCCAGUGUUGCAAAGUGGAGUAAAAGUUGUAUUUCGACGCUCAGGACUGUCGUAACCAUUGGAUUCUGUGGAUGAAAAAUUCAGAGACAUUCUCAGAAAUUAGAAUGAUUUCGAAAAAAUAGAAUCAUAAUUUGUGAUAUCAAGUUACUCAUUAUCAAGUUAAAAAAAAGAACCAUGAUUUGUAAUGCCAAGUUUUGUAAUGGAUGUUAGUUUAUCUGCGUCAAACUUUACUGCUAAUUUCAAAACUCGAUGUUAACAAACCUUUUCUAUGUCUUCGAUUGUGAAAAGAAUGUGAUCCAAAGAUUGGACAAUUUGUCGCACAAUCUGGCCAACGUCUUCAAGCCUGGUGGAUGCGUUAUAGUCAUCAACCUGAAGAAGUAAAUAAACAUGAACACAAUUUUUAACAAUUUGCUGUUGAGCAAAUGCUUCGAGACCUAAGACUAAAAAGUGAAGGAUUGAUUCGAUUUUCCUUCUGUGGCUUGAUAGAGAGGUUACAUAUAGAUCAUAUUAUAGUCAGACACCGCGCAGUCAUCUUUUACUUAUUCACUCGUGAGUGAACGGUUCGAAAGUAAGGCAUGCACUUAAUUUCAAUUCUGUUAUCCUGGUAGGGAGGUUACAUAUAAAUCCGAAUAUAGUUGGUGUAUGGAAGGUGAGGUGGUAUAAGACGAGCAAGUUGGCCUUUGCCAUUCCAUAACCACAGUAAAUCGAUAGUUUACUUGUAAAACCUCCAUUUUGGUUGAACAGUUGGUCAGUCGGACUGCCUGCAAACUUAAUUUUUCAUGUUCCUUUUUCCUGUUCUAUUCUAAAAAAUCAAUGUACGCAACUGCUCUAAAUGGUGGAGUGCCAAGAAAGCCAGAGGAUCCUUUUGCCUGUUGCUACAAAGUUACCCCUACUUCUAAAGUCUAUUCAAAAUACUACGUGUAGUUCAACCUUACUAUUCGAUGCCCUGCAUGUUGUAAACACGGUUUUAGAAUCAUUAUGUUUCAAGACAUAUAAUUUUUUCAAGGAAGUUUUACAAAAUAAUUGUUCAUAGGUUAAAGGAAGCAAUUUUAUCUCUUACCAAGGCAUUUGCAUUGAUGAGGUCGUUGAUGCAGGCAGUGGCGUGAGUUUUCAACUGAAAAUAAACAUCGAACAACUGAGAACAUGAUUAAUCGGAAUAAUGUAGCAAAAAUCAUUGCUUGUCAUUCGAAAGUCAUACUAAGCAGAUUAUUACAAAUUGUUAUGUCAUGGCCAAUCAACGUUAUAUUUUCAUUAUUAUGCUUUGAGAGUCUUUGGAGCAUCCUUUCUCUACCAAGGCCUUCAAUUCCCAGAGCACUAUACUUUAUUAGAAAGAUAUUAGAUAUUUUCAGUACAACAAAUGAAAUCAUAUUUUAAGGCGGUAACUUACGUUUCUAAACGCCGACCGUCUGAACGAAGAGUCCGUCAAUUUCGGAAUGAUUUCUGUCCCUCCAUUGCCAAUGUCGGUUAGAUCUUUGGCAAUCUUUAGCAGAAUUUCUACAAAGAGGCAUUUUAUCUAAAACCUAGCAUAUUGGUUUUGUAAAUAUUGGUUUGAGAAUAGAAUGGAGAGGCAACUGUUGUGUUGUAUGGAUAUAUUCAUUGUAUGUGCUAUUUCUUUUAAAGUUUACUUAGCUAAAGAAUAUGAAAUGUUACUUUAAAGUAAGAUAUAGUCAUUAUUGUACAGGGUGCUAAUAUUAAAAUCACCAAUGUUUGUAAAAUCAGACCAAUAAAUUUUCAAGCUGAUAUCCGAAAGGGCGGUUAGCGGGAUGAGAUCUGAGUUUAAUUGUAAAUUUGAGGUCAAAAUUUUAAAUUUCGAUCAUUAGGAAGAAUGCAACAAGCAAAUAUGAUUUAGUGAAACAUUUCUUACCGGUAUUAUUUGCCAGACUUUCCAAAACUGUGAGCAAAUUUGCUCUUUGGAGCUCGAUAUCUUGGAAAUUCUGAAAAAAAAUCAGUUGAUAAGAAUCUUGAUAACGAAUCUAAAGAAUGCUGUAAUUUUAUUGAAACUCACUCAAUAAGGUAAGGUCCUAAACCACUCACGCAUAAAUUUUUUGUUUAGGGAUAUGGUUAUAUGUUUGUUUGUGGAUAUAUUUAAAAAAUCUCCAUAAAAUAAACAAGAACAAGAAGAAAUCUUAAUAUUUUAAGUUGGUGUCACAAAUGAUUGGCUUCAACAGUUAAUUCGAUCAUUUUUGUUGGUGCUAUCUUUACAGCUGUGUUUUUUGGGACCGAUGCUGUGGCCUCGAUUAGAUUCAAUUUUAGCUCAAUACGAGGGUAAUCGUUGGAUACGUGUUACCAAGGUGCCACUACUUGACGACAAAAUGGUAGCUAUAAUCCGAAACGUUGUUUUCAUGAAAGUUAUAUGAAACAGAUCUACAAUUUCUUUUUUUUCGUUUUCGUCGGAGAACUCUUUUGAGGAAUAACAAAUUGCCCCAUUUCAUUCAUUUCUCUGCUUAAAUGUAGCCUCUGUAUUCUCUGAGGACGAGAUAGCAGUGGCAUGUUUUCGGAAUUUAAUGCACCCAUUCUCCUGAAGAAAUACUCAAAAUUUUUAUAGCACAUCGAAUCAAGCAAAUAAAAAGGUUAAAAUAUUCUUAAUGGCUCAAAAAGUGCACUUGGAAAUAAUUGUUAAGCUCACUUUUUUUUGCUUUUGAAAAUAGCUUCUUUCUACAAGUUAUUGAUCUAAUAUUAAAUGAUAGAUUAAAUCGUUUUAGUGAAAUAGCUUAGAAAUUUGUAAUCCCUACUUGUUGAAUACAUUCGGGCAACAUAAUAAUUUAGACACAGUUCAGAAAAUUAUUCCUCAGGCCGAACAUUACCCCAAAGUUUUCAUAAAGUUUCUCAAGAAACAAGGUGGAGUUCUGAAGAGGUUCAUAAAUUUGUUGUUUGCUUUGAAAUGAUUUUACUUGUUGUCGGCCGUUUGAUUGCCAUCUUAACCCUUUAAAACAUUAAAAAUGUGUAGGAAAUUUACAACAUACCUAAUAACUGUGAUGACAUAAAAUAUUAUAAGAUGAUGAAAUCGUUUUUUAUGUGACGACUUUUCAGUUGUUUUUUUAGUCUUUUCCAGGACAGAUAAUGUAAUUUUUGAGUUUUUUGUAGGAAUGAGAGAUUUAAAAAAGGCUAAUGAAAACUGUACACAAGAUAAUCCCAAAUAUUUAUUCUUUAAGUGUAACAAUCUGCUUAAGCUAAGAAAACCUGGCUCUUUUUUAGUUGAUCUCCAUGAAUUUUUUCAAAUCUUGAUGAUCACAAAUCGCUGAAUUCAGGAAUCAAAACUGCACAACAACUCACCCUUCCUUCGAACUCCGCGUUCCAAAAAAUACCAACGGCUUUCUCCGUGUUUUCCAUUUUAAAAUUGAAUAAUUAUCCAAUUAAGACUUGAGAGAAAGUAUCCACAAAAGAUGCAGUUUAUCCGCAAGCGAAAUUUGCGUGUAGCAAAUCAGUUGAGAAGUUCACAACAAAUUUUGUAACGGUUUUUUUCGCUUUUUAAGGUUUGAUUAAUUUGACGUAAAAACUGACGCAAUGUCUCCAAGGAUACCACGAACAUCAUGCAUUGCUCAUUUGCGACAGUUUGAAUGUUUAAAAAGAAAUACAGAAGAUCUUGUUGAAUAAAAACAUCCCUAACUCCUAUCUUGAUAUAAAUAAAAAGUUCUCCUUGGAGUCUUUUAUUGGCAUGCUGUUUAAUGAAAGUGCAUUUAUGAAUUCAACAACGCAGGGAAACCUUUGAGAUUUGUAAACAAGCUACUGUAAAUUGUUCAAAAUCUUUUUUUAGACCCGGUAGCAAAGUUUGAUAAUUUUUAGUUAGAGGGUUAUUGUGGAGGAAGAUAACUGCAAUGUUUGAAUAAAUAAAUACUUUGAAUUGCUCAUUUGCGACAGUUUGAAUGUCUAAAAAGAAAUGCAGAAGAUCUUAUUGAAUAAAAAUAUCCUAGCUCCUACACUACCAGGACAAAGUAUUGCAACACCUGCGAAGGCGAUUAAUGGCGGAUCACGCAAUAACUUUUGUUACAAAUAAAAUUGCAGAUCCAAUGAAGCGUUAAUUCGAAUAUUCCAUUUUCAUUUUUCAAAAUUUUAAAUCAGCAAUUCAAGUAACUUUCAAUUAAACAGACAUUUAGUGGAGGUGCUUCUGGCUCCGAUAAGUACGAAAAAUUGCUUUGGAAUUGAUGCACAAAAUUUGUUGAUGAAAUGCACUGGGAUUCUGUUUUAUUCUCAAUGAAGUUUCUAAGUCAGUUUUUGUUUGAACUUUAAAGAACCUUGUGGAUUUCAAAUCAGAUCAUUUUUGUUCGCAACAAGAAAUAUUCGCUUAUUUUAAGGCUAGGUCUUUGUGAUGGCCGAGGAAGGACAUAGAGUUUGCAGAUUUUCAGGUAAAUUUGAGUAAAAAUGGCCUUAUAACGGAGAUGUAUUGCUUUUUAUGAUAAAAACUGCCUUCCUCAUUUUCCUAGCAUUAAUUUGAUUCCACCGAAGAAACUGUUAUGCAUUAUUUUGACAUGUUUCACUGCAUUAACUCGCACGUCACUAGUUCAUGAUUUACCAAUUUAUAUAGGCCUAAAUGUACCAAAAAAAUUAUCCAAGUUUUAUUGGAGAAUUUUGAGGCUAAAAGAGUCAGAGCUAAUAACUUCAUUUGUUGUUUCCUAAACUUUCACUAUUUUGCUAUCAUUUUCUAUAAAAAGUUGCAAAAUCUUUAGAGUCGAGAGACCAGUUACACGAAUUUACCACUGCAGAUAUUUUUUCUUAUAACUGUAAAAUUUCUUACGUUAAUAUUGUAACUCUAAAUUUUUCGAAAUCCUCAAUAAAUUUCGAAGAAUUUGAUUCCUGGUUUAGAAUGAUUAUGCUUAUUUUUGAGGGGAAUCUUUCAGCGUAAAGUUAAAAGUUUACAAAACUUCAAAUUUUUUUGAUGCCAUUUUGAUUAGGGUGUUGCAAUACUUUUGUCCUGGUAGUGUACACUAGGGUAAGAGAUUUCCAGGCAUUGUAUAAAAUUCGACAAGAAUACAUUGCCCAAUGCAUUGUUUGAAGAUUUUGUGUGUUUGUUUAGUGGGACCUUUGCUGUUUGUUUCUUUAAAUAUUUUUGUAGUGACAUUUAUUUCUGUUCCUGGAGAAAAUGACGCAGGGCGAAGCAUCUUCCCUUGCUGGGUAUUUUCGUGUUCUUUCUCUUGUCUUAGGCAGCCUUUCCACUAGCCUGGGUUAAAACAUAGCCGGGUUAAAAGUUAUCCGUUUUUAAAAUGAGUCAAUGGAAACGCCACUUUUCUUCGACCCGUUUUUAAUCUGUUUCUGAUCGUUCCAACUAAGCCGGGUUAAAAAGUAUUCAGGGUGAAAAGUUGUAAGAGAAAUCAGUAUUUGCAUCAAAAAUCCUUCAAUUUCUAUCAAAUCCUUCAAUUUUGCAUAAUUUACAAAAUGUUUCACGUUUUUUGCAGAUCUUUAUUUUGUCAUGCAUAAUUUCAAGGAUCUUUAUUUUGUCAUGCAUAAUUUCAAGGUCUCGUCGUAUACGUUCAAGAGACUCAAAGUUGUCGAAACUGCUAGUAAAGAUGAAUAGAAAUACAGUGUUUUGAUGUGUAUUCUCGGUAUAAGUAGCAGUUUUUGGCAUUGCAAUAAUAUGUUCAUAUUCUGCUGUUAUUCCCAGAUAUGAUGCUUUAAGCUUAUGAAAGGUACCUUUUGUAAGAGAGCAUACGUUUAAAUUCGUUAAGUCAAAAAUGUGUAGAUUAUUGUAGAAUUUUUGAGUUAUGAAUAUGUUCGUUAAUUAUGACGAACUACGUCUUUUCGCCGUUCAAGCCAAAAAAACCUCUGGUGGGCUCGUUUUGGUUCCAACUUCUUGCCACAUUUAACUCCAAAACCAAGCUGAAUUCAAAUAUUACUACUAGUUGAUCGUUGGAAAUGAAAAUCUUAAUGUUUCUAUUACAAUAUUAGAACAAGAGAUUGGCAAAGUCGGUAUCGCUUCACUUGGCGGCUGAAUGCCGCCUUCGAUUAUUUCACAUCCUUAUUUGUUUACUUCUGGUUCUCUAUAUAGGUCUCUCGAUAAUCUUUUUUUGUCGCUCAUUGCCAUUGAAUAUUAUCUCAGUUAUAUUUGCCAACACUUUAAGAUCAUUUUAGUUUUGGAUAUCUUCCUAUUCAGCUUCUACAUCUUUUGUCCGUAUCCUUCCUUUAUGGUAUCUUUCAAGUCCUAUGAUCCACCACCUUCCAGCAUAGAUUUUGCGUUAUGUUUCAAAUGAGUCGCAUGGGUAGAUUUUUGUUAUAUAAGACUCGUUCAUUCUUCAAUGAUAUUACUUAUCAAGACCAAAACGGAUAGAACGUGAUUCAUAGUUGAAUGAAAACUCUUUGCAUUGGCCUAAUGUUUUUUUUAUUUUCUUCACGUACUGAGCGAAUUGUGACGUGAUUUUAUGCUCCUACUCUACCUUCAAAAUGCUACAUCCACCAUCUUUAUGAAAAAUAAACAGAACAAUAAAAAAAGAGACUCAGUAUUGUUUUAAACAUAUUCCAUUUAUAAAACAUUUCUUCAUAAUACAUUAUGCUAUUAUACAUUUAAAAAGCAAAGGAAUUACUUAUUUUUUAAUGAUUAUAAAAUAUGCUUCAGUUGGUAUAAUCUCGAUCAGAUUGAUAAAUUGAAACAUAUAAACUAUUACUUUAUUCAUCGAAUUGUUCCUACCGCAUUAAACAAACUUUUCAAGGUCGCAUGCUCAUCACAUAGAGUAAAAGAUGGGGGAAGGGACCUGACCGUGUUCGUUCUCUCUUUAGGGAUACUUUAGAUCAACGAAACAUUGGGCCAUAUAAAAAAAUUAUAUCCUCUAGUUCUGAAAUUUCUACUUGUCAAGCGCGCUUUCAUUUCAAACAGGUUUGAAACCUGUUUUCUUAUUCGACCUAACCUCGUUUUUCUUAGGGGAAUUUUCUUUUCUUUUUGAUUCAAUCUGUCUCUAGCUAAAGCCCGUUUGUUUACACUACAGUCAGUUGAGAGUCUCUUGUUUUCUUGAGUCUCCCAUUCUUCUGUAGCAUCUUGCUUCACCUUUUUCUUUGACUGCUCAUCUACACCAUUAGAGGGCCAAUCCUGUGAAGGAACCUCAUCUUGUCUCUUACGUUUUCUCCCUUUGAUCCCACUCUCCAAAAAUUGUGCUUGAUCUCGUUGGUCGCAAUGUUGAUCCACAGCCACAAUUCUUUCGAAUUUGAAGGGACCAAUCUUGAAAAUGCCUGCCCCAAACAUCAUGGCAACGUCGAACUCCUCUUUGCAACUAAGAUCGCAGACCUGAAAGACUUGCUCGAGUUCUUUCAUUAUUUCACUGAAAGAUUUUGAGCUUUCAACUGGAUCCAGUGUUGCAAAGUCGAGUAAAAGUUGUAUUUCGACGCUCAGGACUGUCGUAACCAUUGGAUUCUGUGGAUGAAAAAUUCGGAGACAUUUUCAGAAAUUAGAAUGAUUUCGAGAAAAUAGAAUCAUAAUUUGUGAUAUCAAGUUGUUACUCAUUAUCAAGUUAAAAAAAGAACCAUGAUUUGUAAUGCCAAGUUAAUGGAUGUUAGUUUUUCUGCGUCAAACUUUACUGCCAAUAUCAAAAUUCGAUGUUAACAAACCUUUUCUAUGUCUUCGAUUGUGAACAGAAUGUGAUCCAAAGAUUGGACAAUUUGUCGCACAAUCUGGCCAAUGUCUUCAAGCCUGGUGGAUGCGUUAUAGUCAUCAACCUGAAGAAGUAAAUAAACAUGAAUUAUUUUUUUAAAAAAUCCAAUUAUAAGCAAAUGGGUUUAAAUGUUAUUUCUAAAGUAAAGCAUUGACUCAAGUUGAAUCCUGUAGUCUAGUAGGGAUAUUGCACAAACAUCCGAGUAUUACACAUACACCUCGAGGAGAUGGUAAGAGACGAGCAAUAUGGGCCUCUGAAACCCCAUAGUUUAUUGAUGUUUCGUAUGUGCAGUCUCUAGUUGGUUGUUAACAGUUGGUCCGUCGUCUGACUGCAAACUUAACGUUUCAUGCUCCUUUUUUCUUUUCUAUUCUCAAAAAUCAAGGUACGCAACUGCUAGAGAGAGUUGAGCCCCAGAAAGCCAGGAGACCGUUUUGAUAGGUGCCCCACAUUUAUUUCCUUCUUCUAAAGUCUAUUCAGAAUGCUACUUAAACCUUGACAUUACUAUCCGAUAUCCUGCAUGUCGUAAACAUGGUCAUAGAAUAAAUUUAUUCAAAGACAGGUAUUUUUUCAAGAAAGUUUUUCCAAAUAAUAGUUCGUGGGUAUUCAGUUUAUCUCUUACCAAGGCAUUUGCAUUGACGAGGUCGUUGAUGCAGGCAGUGGCAUGAGUUUUCAACUGAAAAUAAACAUCGAACAACUGAGAAUAUUAUUAAUCGGAAUAAUGUAGGAAAAAUCAUUUGAAGUCUUUGGUUUGAAAUAAAGUUCCUAUCAAAAAUAACCAUGACUUGCUCAAAUUUGCUUGUCAUUUGAAAGUCAUACUAAGCAGAUUAUUACAAAUUGUUAUGUCACGGCCUAUUAUCGUUAUGUUUUCAUUAUUAUGUUUUGAGAGCCUUUGGAACAUCCUUUCUACACUUAAGUCUUCAACUUUCUUAGCACAAUACUUUGUGAUAAGGAUAUUAAAUAUUAGAUAUUUCCGGAGCAACAAAUGAUAUCAUAUUAUAAGGCGGCAACUUACGUUUCUAAACGCCGACCGUCUGAACGAAGAGUCCGUCAAUUUUCGAAUGAUUUCUGUCUUUCCAUUGCCAAUGUCGGUUAGAUCUUUGGCAAUCUUUAGCAGAAUUUCUACGAAGAGGCAUUUUAUCUAAAACCUAGCAUAUUGGUUUUGUGAAUAUUGGUUUGAGAAUAGAAUGGAGAGGCAACUGUUGUGUUGUAUGGAUAUAUUUUUUGUAUGUGCUAUUUCUUUUAAAAUGUACUUAGCUAAAGAAUAUGAAAUGUUACUUUAAAGUAAGAUAUAGUCAUUAUUGUAUAGUGUACUAGUAUUAGAAUCACAAAUGUUUGUAAAAUCAGACCAAUAAAUUUUGGAGUUGAUAUCCGAAAGGGCGGUUAGUGGGAUGGGAUCUGAGUUUAAUUGUAAAUUUUAGGUCAAAAUUUUAAGUUUCGUUCAUUAGGAAGAAUACAACAAGCAAAUAGGAUUUAAUGAAAUAUUUCUUACCAGUAUUAUUCGCCAGACUUUUAAAAACUGUGAGCAAAUUUGCUCUUUGGAGCUCGAAUUCUUGGAAAUUCUGAAAAAAAUCAGUUGAUAAGAAUCUUGAUAACGAAUCUAAAGGAUGCUAUAAUUUUCUUGAAACUCACUCAAUAAGGUAAGGUCCUAAACGACUCACGCAUAGAUUUUUUGUUUACGAAUAUUAACAAUAGAAUAUUUUUUGUUUACGUUUAUGAACAGUUAAAUCGAUCAUUUUUGUUGGUGCUAUCUUUACAGCUGUGUUUUUUGGAACCGAUGCUAUGGCCUCGAUUAGAUUCAAUUUUAGCUCAAUACGAGGGUAAUCGUUGGAUACGUGUUACCAAGGUGCCACUGCUUGACGACAAAAUGGUAGCUAAAAUCCGAAACGUUGUUUUCAUGAAAGUUAUAUGAAACAGAUCUAAAAUUUCUUUUUUCAUUUCGUUUUGGUCGAAAAAAAGAUAGGAAUUUUUGGGGAAAUACAAAUUGCCAUUCAUUUCUCUGCUUAAAUGUAUUCUCUGUACUAUCUAAGAACGAGAUAGCAGUGGCAUGUUAUCGGAAUUUAAUGCACUCAUUCUCCUGCAGAAAUACUCAAAAUUUUUAUAGCAGUUAUCGAAUCAAGCAAAUAAAAAGGUUAAAAUAUUCUUAAUGGCUCAAAAAAUGUUAAGCUCUCUACAUUUUUUGCUUUUGAAAAUAACUUCUUUUUACAAGCUAUUGAUCUAAUAUUAAAUGAUAGAUUAGAUCGUUUUAGUGAAAUACAAGCUUAGAAAUUUGUAAUCCCUACUUGUUGAAUACAUUCGGGCAACAUAAUAAUUUAGACACAGUUCAGAAAAUUAUUCCUCAGGCCGAACAUUACCCCAAAGUUUUCAUAAAGUUUCUCAAGAAACAAGGUGGAGUUCUGAGGAGGUUCAUAAAUUUGUUGUUUGCUUUGAAAUGAUUUUACUUGUUGUCGGCUGUUUGAUUGCCAUCUUAACCCUUUAAAACAUUAAAAAUGUGUAGAAAAUUUACAACAUACCUAAUAACUGUGAUGAUAUAAAAUAUUAUAAGAUGAUGAAAUCGUUUUUUAUGUGACGACUUUUCAGUUGUUUUUUUAGUCUUUUCCAGGACAGAUAAUGUAAUUUUUGAGUUUUUUGUAGGAAUGAGAGAUUUAAAAAAGGCUGAUGAAAACUGUACACAAGAUAAUCCCAAAUAUUUAUUCUUUAAGUGUAACAAUCUGCUUAAGCUAAGAAAACCUGGCACUUUUUUAAUUGAUCUCCAUGAAUUUUUUCAAAUCUUGAUGAUCAUAAAUCGCUGAAUUCAGGAAUCAAAACUGCACAACAACUCACCCUUCCUUCGAACUCCGCGUUCCAAAAAACACCAACGGCUUUCUCCGUGUUUUCCAUUUUAAAAUUGAACAAUUAUCCAAUUAAAACUUGAGAAAAAGUAUCCACAAAAGAUGAAGUUUAUCUGCAAGCGAAAUUUGCGUGUAGCAAAUCAGUUGAGAAGUUCGCAACAAAUUUUGUAACGGUUUUUUCGCUUUUUAAGGUUUGAUUAAUUUGACGUAGAAACUGUCGCAAUGUCUCCAAGGAUACCACGAACAUCAUGCAUUGCUCAUUUGCGACAGUUUGAAUGUUUAAAAAGAAAUACAGAAGAUCUUGUUGAAUAAAAACAUCCCUAACUCCUAUCUUGAUAUAAUUAAAAAGUUCUCCUUGGAAUAUGUUAUGGGCAUGUUGUUUAAUUAAAGUGCUUUCAUGAAUUCAACAACGCAGGGAAACCUUUGAGUAUUCUAAAAAAGCUACUGUAAAUUGUUCAAAAUCUUUAUUUAGACCCGGUAGCAAAGUUUUAUAAUUUUUAGUUAGAGGGUUAUUUUGGAGGAAGAUAACUGCGAUGUUUAAAUAAAUAAAUAUCUCUAAAUUCUUUGAUGCAUUGCUCAUUUGAGAUGCACAGUUUGAAUGUUUAAAAAGAAAUGCAGAAUAUCUUGUUGAAUAAAAAUGUCCUAGCUCCUAUUUUGAUAUCAUUAACACAACCCAUGCAGAUGAAAUGAAUUCAUGAAUUCAAAAGGGGAAGAAAUCCUUUGACGAGACGACUGCACUUUAACGACCCACUUUUUUGUUUUCUCAAUCGUUUACAAAAAUUAUGAGACUGCUGUUUCUUCCCAUCUCACAAUAAUGCCAAUGUCUGUUUGGCGUAUUUUGUCUAAAUUAUUUGGUAAGCCAUUCGUAAUUUUGACUCUGGCGUCACACAGACUUAUUUGUUGCUCAGUCCCUCCACCGUCCCCUUCCUUCCCCCGCCCCCUCCAAGCAAUGUUGUUUAUUGAGAUUUGGUGAAAUGCACAAGGGUAAGAGAUUUCCAGGCAUUGUACAAAAUUCGAGAAGAAUACAUUGCCUAAUGAAUUGUUUGAAGAUUUUGUGUGUUUGUUUUAUGGGACCUUGGCUGUUUGUUUCUUUAAAGAUUAUUGUAGUGACGUUUAUUUCAGUUACUGGAGAAAAUGACGCAGGGCGAAGCAUCUUCCCUUGCAGGGUAUUUUCGUGUUCUUCUCUUGUCUUCAGUAAUGUCGUAAUGUAUUUCUAAAGUUUUCAAGUUCUGUUAAUAAAUACCUAGGGCCCGUCGUGGCCCAGGAAGGCUCAGGUUAGGUCUGUCUCUAUUUGAUAAGUGUCUUCUUUACCAGCUUGAGUUCACUCCUUGUAUUUAAUUCUGUUCUGGUUCCAUUUGAAUUUCUCAAUGUGAUCUUCGAGACAUUUUGAUGCUGACUUAUAAAUUGCACCUUCUUUCAGAUGUUGUAUAUUUUUCGUUUUUUAUUAGAUGGCUCGUUAUUCUCGAAAAAUGUUUCAGGAAUAUCAUGUUACCCUAGUUUUUCUAGAGCGCGUGUUUUUAUAACCAUUCUAAACUGCAUAAUUGACACACAGUGACAAGAGCCCAAAGCCUUAAAUAUGGCAAACAGAACGGCGUCGAUUUCUGACCUGCAUUUUCAGUUUGAUUUUGUUAUGCUGUUCUGUAAACAAGUUAAUCUUAUGGAAUUGAAUCAGCUUUCUUUGAACUUUUUGAAUAAUUGCGAUGAUCUGUUAGGUAAUGUAAAAAUGGCUGCUAUCUUGUCUUUCCCAGUUCAAAGUCAUCUACAUAUAACAGCGUUACGAAUACCAUCGAAAUACGUAGCAUCUUUCGAUGUUCAAAACUUGGUUCGCUUACGAUCUAUUAUGUAUUUCUAAGCUCUUCUUUAUUUGUUAAAGUCCUGGCGCUAGUAGGGAUCUUCUCGAUGUUUAAGAUAUCGCUUGUUUACUUCCCUUAUCAGAAUUCAAUUCAAGUUUUUAAGUAUUUGAGGCCAUUGUGUAUAUCAUUACUGUCUCGACAAGCUUUUCGUUGCUGUUCCAUUCUGCUAUGUUUAUUUCAAUCUUCUACUGGGAAGAUGUAAGUCAAAUAUUGUUUUCUCUGUUUUUGUUUUGUUUGGGAUUCUUGAUUGACUUUACCUUUUAGUAUCUGGGAGUUUUUAUAUAAACUGACUAUAUUGCAGAGGAAAUGUGUCAUAAUUUGGAUUGCGACUACGAACAGCAAACAACUACAUCACUACCUUUAGAUUAUGUUAGUUCCAAGCAUGCGCGCAUAUUUGCCCAUACUUUUGAACUUGUUCCGAACCUUUAAUAUCAAUACGUAGGGUUUUUGACAAUACUUGGGAGACUAUCUUGAAAUAAGUUUGCAAUUUUCCAUAUUUUAGUAUUUUGACGGGAUUGCAGAAGUUUGCCCAUACUUUUGAACUUGUUCCGAACCUUUAAUAUCAAUACUUAGUGUUUUUGACAAAACUUAGGAGACUAACUUGAAAUAAGUUUGCAAUUUUUCCAUAUUUUAGUAUUUUGACGGAAUUGCAGAAAUUUGCCCAUACUUUUGAACUCUUUCCGAACUUUUAAUAUCAAUACUUGGGGUUUUUGACAAUACCUAAGAGACUAACUUGAAAUAAGUUUGCAGUUUUUCAUAUUUUAGUAUUUUGACGGAAUUGCAGAAGUUUGCCCAUACUUUUGAACUUGUUCCGAACCUUUAAUAUCAAUACUUAGUGUUUUUGACAAAACUUAGGAGACUAACUUGAAAUAAGUUUGCAAUUUUUCCAUAUUUUAGUAUUUUGACGGAAUUGCAGAAAUUUGCCCAUACUUUUGAACUCUUUCCGAACUUUUAAUAUCAAUACUUGGGGUUUUUGACAAUACCUAAGAGACUAACUUGAAAUAAGUUUGCAGUUUUUUCAUAUUUUAGUAUUUUGACGGAAUUGCAGAAAUUUGCCCAUACUUUUGAACUCUUUCCGAACUUUUAAUAUCAAUACUUGGGGUUUUUGACAAUACCUAAGAGACUAACUUGAAAUAAGUUUGCAGUUUUUUCAUAUUUUAGUAUUUUGACGGAAUUGCAGAAAUUUGCCCAUACUUUUGAACUCUUUCCGAACUUUUAAUAUCAAUACUUGGGGUUUUUGACAAUACCUAAGAGACUAACUUGAAAUAAGUUUGCAAUUUUUUCAUAUUUUAGUAUUUUGACGGAAUUGCAAACUAGAAAUAAGUUUUUUGCAUCAUUAUAUACUAUCAUGAUGAACCACUUAUAAUAACUUCUUAACAAUGACAGCUGCAUCUCCAAUAGAAUAAGUCUUGAAUUUGAAAGCGUUAUCAUUUGUGAAGAUCUCUUUGUGCCAUUGAUUUUGGUAUAAUCCCUACUGUAUCCCAGAAUGAUUUAUUGCCAGGUUUUCAACUGCUAAACGUUUCAAACUGUUCACAAUUUUGUUUCCAGUAACUUUCGAAAAUAUUUGAGUUAGAAUCAAAAGCAGAGAACACGGGUCAAAUAUGUAACAAAAAAUUUGUAAGACACUUACAGUAGAAUCCCGAUAUAACGAACGCUGAAGGGAACCAGAAUAUAAUUCGUUAUAUCGGGAGUUUGUUAAACCGGGAGGAAAUAUUUUUUUAGGUCUUUUCGCCGUUCAAGCCAAAAAAACCUCUGGUGGGCUUGUUUUUGUUCCAACUCCUGUCCACAUUUAACUCCAAAAACCAAGCUGAAUUCAAAUAUUACUACUAGUUGAUCGUUGGAAAUGAAAAUCUUAAUGUUCCUAUUACAAUAUUAGAACAAGAGAUUGGCAAAGUCGGUAUCACUUCACUUGGCGGCUGAAUGCCGCCUUCGAUUAUUUCACAUCCUUAUUUGUUUACUUCUGGUUCUGUAUCAAGGUCUCUCAAUAAUCUUUUUUUGUCGCUCAUUGCCAUUGAAUAUUAUCUCAGUUAUAUUUGCCGACACUUUCAGAUCAUUUCAGUUUUGGAUAUCUUCCUAAUCAGCUUCUACAUCUUUUGUCCGUAUCCUUCCUUUAUGGUAUCUUUCAAAUCCUAUGAUUCACCACCUUCCAGCAUAAUUUUUUUGUUAUGUUUCAAAUGUGUCGCAUGGGUAGAUUUUUCUUACAUAAGACUCGUUAAAUCUUCAUUGAUAUUACUUAUCAAGACCAAAAAGGAUAGAACGUGAUUCAUAGUUGAGUGAAAACUCUUUGCAUUGGCCUAAUUUUUUUUUUAUUUUCUUCACGUACUGAGCGAAUUGUGACGUGAUUUUAUGCUCCUACUCUACCUUCAAAAUGCUACAUCCACCAUCUUUAUUCACUUCUCGAUCUCUCAGUGUAUACUUGAAUUCACUAAAGAACUAAAUCACCUAUAUUUAAUUAAAAAAAUUUCAAAUGUCAGACAUAACAGAAAAAUAAAAAAAAGAGACUCAGUAUUGUUUUGAACAUAUUCCAUUUAUAAAACAUCUCUUCAUAAUACAUUAUGCUAUUAUACAUUAAAAAGGAAAGGAAUUACUUAUUUUCUGAUGAUUAUAAAGUAUGCUUCAGUUGGUAUAAUCUCGAUAAGAUUGAUAAAUUAAAACAUAUAAACUAUUACUUUAUUCAUCGAAUUGUUCCUACCGCAUUAAACAAACUUUUCAAGGUUGCAUGCUCAUCACAUAGAGUAAAAGAUGGGGGAAGGGACCUGACCCUGUUCGUUCUAUCUUUAGAAAUACUUUAGAUCAACGAAACAUUGGGCCAAAUAAAAAAAUUAUAUCCUCUAGUUCUGAAAUUUCCACUUGUCAAGCGCGCUUUCAUUUCAAACAGGUUUGAAACCUGUUUUCUUAUUCGACUUAACCUCGUUUUUCUUAGGGGACUUUUCUUUUCUUUUUUAUUCAAUCUGUCUCUAGCGAAAGCCCGUUUGUUUACACUACAGUCAAUUGAGAGUCUCUCGUUUUCUUGAGUCUCCCAUUCUUCUGUAGCAUCUUGCUUCACCUUUUUCUUUGACUGCUCAUCUACACCAUUAGAGGGCCAAUCCUGUGAAGGAACCUCAUCUUGUCUCUUUCGUUUUCUCCCUUUGAUUCCACUCUCCAAAAAUUGGGCUUGAUCUCGUUGGUCGCAACGUUGAUCCACAGCCACAAUUCGUUCGAAUUGGAAGGGACCAAUCUUGAAAAUGCCUGCCCCAAACAUCAUGGCAACGUCGAACUCCUCUUUGCAACUAAGAUCGCAGACCUGAAAGACUUGCUCGAGUUCUUUCAUUAUUUCACUGAAAGAUUUUGAGCUUUCAACUGGAUCCAGUGUUGCAAAGUGGAGUAAAAGUUGUAUUUCGACGCUCAGGACUGUCGUAACCAUUGGAUUCUGUGGAUGAAGAAUUCAGAGACAUUUUCAGAAAUUAGAAUGAUUUCGAGAAAAUAGAAUCAUAAUUUGUGAUAUCAAGUUACUCAUUAUCAAGUUAGAAAAAGAACCAUGAUUUGUAAUGCCAAGUUAAUGGAUGUUAGUUUAUCUGCGUCAAACUUUACUGCUAAUUUCAAAAUUCGUUGUAAACAAACCUUUUCUAUGUCUUCGAUUGUGAAAAGAAUGUGAUCCAAAGAUUGGACAAUUUGCCGCACAAUCUGGCCAAUGUCUUCAAGCCUGGUGGAUACGUUAUAGUCAUCAACCUGAAGAAGUAAAUGAAUAUGAACUAAUUUUUUUAAAAUUCACUCAUGAGCAAAUGGUUGGAGAUUUUAUUUCUAAAGUGAAGCAUUGACUCAAGUUGAAUUCUGUAGUCUUGUAGGGAUAUUGCGCAAACAUCCGAUUAUUACACAUACACCAGGAGGAGAUGGUAAGAGACGAACAAUAUGGGCCUCUGACACCCCAUAGUUUAUCGAUGUUUCGUAUGUGCAGUCUCUAGUUGGUUGUUAACAGUUGGUCCGUCGUCUGACUGCAAACACAAUGUUUCAUGCUCCUUUUUUCUUUUCUAUACUCAAAAAUCAAGGUACGCAACUGCUAGAGAGAGUUAAGUCCCAGAAAGCCUGGAAACCGUUUUGAUUGGUGCCCCACAGUUAUUUCCUUCUUCUAAAGUCUAUUCAGAAUGCUACUUAAACCUUGACAUUACUAUCCGAUAUCCUGCAUGUCGUAAACAUGGUCAUAGAAUAAAUUUAUUCAAAGACAGGUAUUUUAUCAAGGCAUUUUUCCAAAUAAUAGUUCGUGGGUAUCCAGUUUAUCUCUUACCAAGGCAUUUGCAUUGACGAGGUCGUUGAUGCAGGCAGUGGCAUGAGUUUUCAACUGAAAAUAAACAUGGAACAACUGAGAACAUGUUUAGUCGGAAUAAUGUAGCCAGCAAAAAUCAUUUGAAGUCUUUGGUUUGAAAUAAAGUUCCUAUCAAAAAUUACCAUGACUUGCUCAAAUUUGCUUGUCAUUCGAAAGUCAUACUAAGCAGAUUAUUACAAAUUGUUAUGUCACGGCCAAUCAACGUUAUGUUUUCAUUAUUAUGCUUUGAGAGCCUUUGAAGCAUCCUUUCUCUACUAAGGACUUCAAUUCCCAGAGCACAAUACUUUGUGAGAAGGAUAUUAGAUAUUAGAUAUUUUCAGUACAACAAAUGAAAUCAUAUUCUAAGGCGGCAACUUACGUUUCUAAACGCCGACCGUCUGAACGAAGAGUCCGUCAAUUUCCGAAUGAUUUCUGUCUUUCCAUUGCCAAUGUCGGUUAGAUCUUUGGCAAUCUUUAGCAGAAUUUCUACGAAGAGGCAUUUUAUCUAAAACCUAGCAUAUUGGUUUUGUGAAUAUUGGUUUCAGAAUGGAAUAGGGAGGCAACUGUUGUGUUGCAUGGAUAUAUUCAUUGUAUGUGCUAUUUCUUAUAAAGUGUACCUAGCUAAAGAAUUUGAAAUGUUACUUUAAAGUAAGAUAAAGUCAUUAUUGUACAGUGUACUAAUAUUAAAAUUACCAAUGUUUGUAAAAUCAGUCCAAUAAAUUUUCAAGCUGAUAUCCGAAUGGGCGGUUAGUGGGAUGGGAUCUGAAUUUAAUUGUAAAUUUUAAUCCAAAAUUUUAAAUUUCGUUCAUUAGGAAGGAUACAACAAGCAAAUAUGAUUUAAUGAAACAUUUCUUACCAGUAUUAUUUGCCAGACUUUUAAAAACUGUGAGCAAAUUUGCUCUUUGGAGCUCAACAUCUUGGAAAUUCUGAAAAAAAUCAGUUGAUAAGAAUCUUGAUAACGAAUCUAAAGAAUGCUAUAAUUUUCUUGAAACUUUCUCAAUAAGGUAAGGUCCUAAACGACUCACGCAUAAAUUCUUUGUUUAUGGUUAUGUUUAUACGUUUGUUUGUGGGUAUGUUUAAAAAUCUCCAUAAAAUAAACAAGAACAAGAAGAAAUCUUAAUUUUUGAAGUUGGUGUCACAAAUGAUUGGCUUCAACAGUUAAUUCGAUCAUUUUUGUUAAUGCUAUCUUUACAGCUGUAUUUUUUGGAACCGAUGCUAUGGCCUCGAUUAGAUUCAAUUUUAGCUCAAUACGAGGGUAAUCGUUGGAUACGUGUUACCAAGGUGCCACUGCUUGACGACAAAAUGGUAGCUAAAAUCCGAAACGUUGUUUUCAUCAAAGUUUUAUGAAACAAAUCUAAAACUUCUUUUUUUUCGUUUUGGUCUGAGAAAUAGAAAAGUUUUUUAGGGAAAAACAAACUGUCCUAUUUUAUUCAUUUCACAGUUAGAAUGUAUCCUCUGUAUUCUCUAAGGACGAGAUAACAGUGGCAUGUUAUCGGAAUUUAUUGCACUCAUUCUCAUGAAGAAAUACUCAAAAUUUUUAGAGCACUUCGAAUCAAGCAAAUAAAAAGGUUAAAAUAUUCUUAAUGGCUCAAAAACUGCACUUGGAAAUAAUUGUUAAGCUCUCUACAUUUUUUGCUUUGGAAAAUAACUUCUUUUUACAAGUUAUUGAUCUAAUAUUAAAUGAUAGAUUAGAUCGUUUUAGUGAAAUAGCUUCGGAAUUUGUAAUCCCUACUUGUUGAAUACAUUCGAGCAACAUAAUAAUUUAGACAGUUCAAAAAAUUAUUCCUCAGGCCGAACAUUACCCCAAAGCUUUCAUAAAGUUUCUCAAGAAACAAGGUGGGGUUCUGAGGAGGUUCAUAAAUUUGUUGUUUGUUUUGAAACGAUUUACUUGUUGCCAUCUUAACCCUUUGAAAUAUUAAAAAUGUGUUCGAAAUUCACAACAUAUCUUAUAACUGUGAUGAAAUAAGGUAUUUUAAGAUUAAAAAAUCGUUUUUUAAUUAGCGACUUUUCAGUUUUUUUUAUUUGAAUCUUUUCCAUGACUGAAGAUGUAAUUUUUGAGCUUUUUGUAGGAAUGAGAGAUUUAAAAAAGGCUGAUGAAAUUGUACAGAAGAUAAUCCCAAAAAUUUAUUCUUUAAAUUUAUCAAUCUGUUUAAGCUAGAAUAAUUUGCUCUUUUUUAAUUGAUCUCCAUGAAUUUUUUCAAAUCUUGAUGAUCAUAAAUCGCUGAAUUCAGGAAUCAAAACUUCGCAACAACUCACCCUUCCUUCGAACUCCGCGUUCCAAAAAACACCAACGGCUUUCUCCGUGUUUUCCAUUUUAAAAUUGAAUAAUUAUCCAAUUAAGACUUGAGAAAAAGUAUCCACAAAAGAUGCAGUUUAUCCGCAAGCGAAAUUUGCGUGUAGCAAAUCAGUUGAGAAGUUCGCAACAAAAUUUGUAACGGUUUUUUCGCUUUUUAAGGUUUGAUUAAUUUGACGUAAAAACUGUCGCAAUGUUUCCAAGGAUACCACGAACAUCAUGCAUUGCUCAUUUGCGACAGUUUGAAUGUUUAAAAGGAAAUGCAGAAGAUCUUAUUGAAUGAAAAUGUCCUAGCUCCUAUUUUGAUAUAAAUAUAAAGUUCUCCUUGGAUUCUUGUUAGUUAUCGGCAUGUUGUUUCAUGAAAGUGCAUUUAUGAAUUCAACAACGCAGGGAAACCUUUGAGAUUUGUAAACAAGCUACUGCAAAUUGUUCAAAAUCUUUAUGUAGACCCAGUAGCAAAGUUUGAUAAUUUUUAUUUAGAGGGUUAUUGUGGAGGAAGACAACUGCAAUGUUUAAAUAAAUAAAUACUUUGAAUUGCUCAUUUGCGACAGUUUGAAUGUCUAAAAAGAAAUGCAGAAGAUCUUGUUGAAUAAAAAUAUCCUAGCUCCUAUCUUGAUAUAAAUAACACAAUCCAUGCAGAUGAAAUGAGUUCAUGAAUUCAAAAUCGAAUGAAAUCCUUUGACGAGACGACUGCACUUUAACGACCCACUUUUUUGUUUUCUCAAUCGUCCACGAAAAUUUUGAGACUGCUUUUUCCUCCCAUCUCACAAUAAUGCCAACGUCUGUUUGGCGUAUUUUGUUGAAAUUAUUUAGUAAACCAUUUGUAAUUUUGACUCAAGCCUCACACAGACUUAGUUGUUGCUCAGUCCCUCCACCGUCCCCUUCCCUCCCCCGCCUCCUCCAAGCAAUGUUGUUUGUUGAGAUUUGGUGAAAUACACUAGGGUAAGAGGUUUCCAGGCAUUGUACAAAAUUCCACAAAUAUACAUUGCCCAAUGCAUUGUUUGAAGAUUUUGUGUGUUUGUUUUGUGCGACCUUGGCUGUUUGUUUCUUUAAAGAUUAUUGUAGUGACGUUUAUUUCAGUUACUAGAGAAAAUGAGGCAGGGCGAAGCAUCUUCCCUUGCUGGGUAUUGUCGUGUUCCUCUCUUGUCUUCAGUAAUGUCUUAAUGUACUUAUAUAGUUUUCAAGUUCUGUUAAUAAAUACCUAGGGCCCUUCGUGGCUCAGGAAGGCUCAGGUUAGGUCUGUCUCUAUUUGAUAAGUGUCUUCUUUACCAGCUUGAGUUCACUCCUUGUAUUUAAUUCUGUUCUGGUUCCAUUUGAAUUUCUCAAUGUGAUCUUCGAGACAUUUUGAUGCUGACUUAUAAAUUGCACCUUCUUUCAAAUGUUGUAUAUUUUUGGUUUUUUAUGAGAUGGCUCGUUAUUCUCGAAAAAUGUUUCAGGAAUAUCAUGUUACCAUACUUUUUCUAGAACGUGUGUUUUUAUAACCAUUCUUUGCUGCAUAAAGGACAUACACGAACAAGAGCCCAAAGCCUUAAAAAUGGCAAACAAAACGGCGUCGAUUUCUGACCUGCAUUUUCAGUUUGAUAUUGUUAUGCUCUUCUGUAAACAAUUUUAUCUUAUGGAAUCGAAUCAGCAUUCUUUGAACUUUUUAAAUAAUUGAGCAAUGCAAUAAUCUGUAAGAUAAUGUAAAAAUGGCUGCUAUCUUGUCUUACCCAGUUCAAAGUCAUCUACAUAUAACAGCAUUGCGAUUACCAUCGAAAUAUACGUAGCAUCUUUCAAUGUUCAAAACUUGGUUCGCUUACGAUCUAUUAUGUAUUUCUAAGCUCUUCUUUAUUUGUUAAAGUCCUGACGCUAGUAGGGAUCUUCUCAAUGUUUAAGGUAUCGCGUGUUCACUUCCCUUAUUAGAAUUAAAUUGAAGUUUUUAAGUAUUUGAGGCCAUUGUGGAUAUCAUUACUGUCUCGACAAGCUUUUCGUUGCUGUUCCAUUCUGCUAUGUUUAUUUCAAUCUUCUACUGGGAAGAUGUAAGUCAAAUAUUGUUUUCUCUGUUUUUCUUUUGUUUGGGAUUCUUGAUUGACUUUACCUUUUAGUAUCUGGGAGUUUUUAUAUAAACUGACUAUAUUGCAGAGUAAAUGUGUCAUAAUUUGGAUUGCUACUACGAACAGCAAACAACUACAUCACUACCUUUAGAUUAUGUUAGUACCAAGCAUGCGCGCAUAUUUGCCCAUACUUUUGAACUCUUUCCGAACUUUUAAUAUCAAUACUUAGAGUUUUUGACAAUACCUAAGAGACUAACUUGAAAUAGGUUUGCAAUUUUUUCAUAUUUUAGUAUUUUGACGGAUUUGCAGAAAUUUUCCCAUACUUUUGAACUCUUUCCGAACUUUUAAUAUCAAUACGUAGAGUUUUUGACAAUACCUGAGAGACUAACUUGAAAUAAGUUUGCAAUUUUCCAUAUUUUAGUGUUUUGACUGAAUUGCAGAAGUUUGCCCAUACUUUUGAACUUGUUCCGAACCUUUAAUAUCGGCACUUAGAGUUUUUGACAAUACUUAGGAGACUAACUUGAAAUAAGUUUGCAAUUUUUUAAUAUUCUAGUAUUUUGACGGAAUUGCAAACUUUAAAUAAGUUUUUUGCAUCAUUAUAUACUAUCAUGAUUAACCAAUUAUAAUAACUUCUUAACAACGACAGCUGCAUCUCCAUUAGAAUUUGUUUUGAAUUUGAAAGCGUUAUCAUUUGUAAAGAUCUCUUCGUGCCAUUGAUUUUGGUAUAAUCCCUACUGUAUCAUUAGUGAGUGUGCCUAGAAUGAUUUAUUGCCAGGUUUUCAACUGCUAAACGUUUCAAACUGUUCACAAUUUUGUUUCCAGUAACUUUCGAAAAUAUUUUAGUUAGAAUCAAAACCAGAGGACACGGGUCAAAUAUGUAACAAAAAAUUUGUAAGACACUUGCCAUCUUUCAGUAGAAUCCCGAUAUAACGAACGCUGAAGGGAACCAGAAUAUAAUUCGUUAUAUCUGGAGUUUGUCAAACCAGGAGGAAAUGUUUUUUAGGUCUUUUCGCCGUUCAAGCCAAAAAAACCUCCGGUGGGCUUGUUUUUGUUCCAACUCCUGUCCACAUUUAACUCCAAAAACCGAGCUGAAUUCAAAUAUUACUACUAGUUGAUCGUUGGAAAUGAAAAUCUUAAUGUUUCUAUUACAAUAUUAGACCAAGAGAUUGGCAAAGUCGGUAUUACUUCACUUGGCGGCUGAAUGUCGCCUUCGAUUAUUUCACAUCCUUAUUUGUUUACUUCUGGUUUUCCAUCUGGGUCUCUCAAUAAACGUUUUUCGUCGCUCAUUGCUAAUGUCUCAUAUGUAAAAAGGUAUUCGUUAGUCUCAAUGUAUUCAUUCGCAUUUGACACGAUUAAAAUAUGACACGAUUAAAAUAUUUAUCUCGUGCUCUGCGUGUAUCAACCAAUGCUUUAAAUGUAUCAUCAGCAUGUUUGGCCGAUUAAAAACACGAUUUCCCCCAAGACUAAGUGCUAAAUGAACACGGGAAAUGAGUAAACAGAAAUUGCAGAUGUAAAAUAUAUGAAAAGUCUGUUAUAUCGAGGGUAAUUAUGAUGAAGGGACCUAUAUCCGGGAUUCGUUAUACCGAGACAAUUUGUAAGGUGUUUGUAAGGAGCAGAAUCCAAAGGACCAGACAUUUAGUUCCUUAUACCAGGAAGUUCGUUAUAUCCGGGGUUUGUUAUAUCGGGAUUCCACUGUAUAUUAUCUCAGUUAUAUUUGCGGACACUUUCAGAUCAUUUUAAUUUCGGAUUUCUUUCUAGUCAGCUUCUACUUCUCUUGUCCGUAUCCUCCCUUUAUAAUAUCUUUCAAAUCCUAUGAUUCACCACCUUCCAGCAUAGAUUUGUUGUUAUGUUUCAAAUGAGUCUCAUGGGUGGAUUUUUGUUACAUAAGACUCGUUCAUUCUUGAAUGAUAUUACUUAUCAAGACCAAAAAGGAUAGAACGUGAUUCAUAGUUGAAUAAAAACUCUUUGCAUUGGCCUAAUGUUUUUUAUUUUCUUCACGUACUGAGCGAAUUGUGACGUGAUUUUAUGCUCCUACUCUGUCUUCAAAAUGCUACAUCCACCAUCUUUAUUCACUUCUCAAUAUCUCAGUGUAUACUUAAAUUUACUCAGGGCCGUAGCUACGGGGGUGGUGGGGGAGUUCGACCCCCCAGACCCUAACCUUGUCGGCAAAUCUUCGAAAAUGGAAGUUUUGUCGUCAACCUCUUGGAAACUGGCAAAUUCUUAGAAGAGAGACAUAGAAUUUGUCCAUUGUCAAAUAGAUAUUAUCGGUUGUUGAUGACAGCACCAGUCACAGUUGAAAUUUGUGAAAACCUAACAAGAAUAAUUUAGGAUCGUUCAAACUCUCUCGUGCUAAAGACCAGGCUCGGUUAAGGCCCGUGUGGCAAAGUGGCGAUCCCACCGGGCCCUCAAAUUACGGGCCCUUUCUGCAAAAGUUGGAGUGGAGAAGACAAUUUUCAUAAACUGGAAAAUACAUACAGUCACAGCCAAGGCCCCUAACAUGCGUGCUGGCUUCACAACUAAGCAUCAAAAUGAAGUCUGCGCGCAGGCCAAAGGGCCCCACUAUGACCAACAUCCACUAUACAAAAAUUCUAGUUCAAAUUUCGCACAAAGACAAAUUUGUCCUACUUCCUAGAGAAAUAAUUUGAAACUGCAUGUAGAGAUCAAGAAGCUGUUGUUUUUAGUUAGUUGUCUAGAGUCGCCAUUCCUACAUUUCUAGCUAAUAAUGACCUUCCACACAUGAUCGAACGUUGCCUAGGGUCAUAUCACUUUAUGGGAAGAAAGUUGUGCAGGAAGAAAGCUUCUCAAAUUGGGAAAUUUUUGUAAUCAACUUUGCGAAAGAAGCGAAAUAGGAGCUUUGCAAUAACAAACUUUCGCGUUUUAGCGAAAAUCAUGGACUUUGCGUGAAAAACAUUUCUAUUCAAUUGAUGUUUCCUUCUAUUUUUAUUCCACAUGAUACCAGCAAAGCAACGAAAAAGAUGUAAAAUUUGUCCAACAGAAUAAUUCUUCGUCAAAGUUUUCAAGUGGAUCAACAUCAAAAUUUUCUGGUUAUUUCACAAAAAUAAAUUUUCGAAAAUUUUGUAUUUCAGGAAGUUUUGCAUAUCAAUCAUCCGGGAUUUUAGGCCAUAAACGCUAAAAAAUGCAAAGGUUCCUUCCUUCGCAAGUUUUUUUUUCCGUGACAAUCUCUUUCCGCGAAAGUUUUUUCCUUGAAAGUAGAAAGCAACAGUUAAAGGCCUUCCCCUGCUGCCCUUUAAGUUUUUUUUUUCUCUGAAACCCUCUGCAAGGUGCAUGCUUAAAAGUUAUAAUGAAGUUUUUCUGUUUGCUAAUUAUUAAAUAAACAACGUGUUUAGAAUAAUAAAGUUUGGUACAGACUAAGGAAUCGGUAUCGUUUUAAGUUCUCUCAAUGAUGUUUUAGUGUGAAUAAGUUUGUAGGUCACUAGAUUUCAAAUUGUAGCCAAGAUACUAACCUAGACAAAUGAAAAGAUGACACAUAAAAGAAAAGAACAUGCAGGUUGAAUUUUUGAUUAUUUUCUUGGCUCAAUUUCAGAAUACUAUAUAUAUAUAUUUAUAUAUUAGGUUCGCUUGAAAAUGUUGCAAAAAAUUGUCACACUAGGAUUGUUAUUUUGAACUGUUAUGACAGUUUCUUAAAUUUACAAAUAGAACCAUUGUUUCGCUGUUAUUAUGCAAAGUUUAACUGCAUACAUAGAAUCCUUGAUUGAAAUAGAGAACCACAACCGUCAAUAAUUGAUUUGAACUGAACAUAUUUUAGCCUUUUCUCGCAUUAGUUGGUGUGGCUCAAGAAAGUUUAUCUGUCACACCCUGAGCCGGGACCUUUUGGUUUGCUGCCACCCUGCAAUUGUGACACUGAGCAAAACCGAAAUAUAGAACUUCGAGAAAAAAUAUUCGCGAGUUUUAUCAAUGAUAAUUAUAAUCGUUUGAGAACCACGCCCGUAUCUGUUGCCACGCCAAUUUCGUCGGCAAACCACUGGUUUUGCUCCCCCCCCACCUCCAUGAAAAUUUUCUAGUGACGGCCCUGAAUUCACCAAAGAACUAAAUCACCUAUAUUUGAAAAAAAGUUCAAAUGUCAGACAUAACAGAAGACUAAAAAAGACUCAGUAUUGUUUUAAAAAUAUUCCAUUUAUAAAACAUCUCCUCAUAAUACAUUAUGCUAUUAUACAUUUAAAAAGCAAAGGAAUUACUUAUUUUCUAAUGAUUAUAAAGUAUUCUUCAGUUGGUAUAAUCUCGAUCAGAUUGAUAAAUUAAAACCCAUAAACUAUUACUUUAUUCAUCGAAUUGUUCUUACCGCAUUAAACAAACUUUUCAAGGUCGCAUGGUCAUCACAUAGAGUAAAAGAUGGGGGAAGGGACCUGACCCUGUUUGUUCUCUCUUUAGAGAUACUUUAGAUCAACGAAACAUUGGGCCAUAUAAAAAAAUUAUAUCCUCUAGUUCUGAAAUUUCUACUUGUCAAGCGCGCUUUCAUUUCAAAAAGGUUUGAAACCUGUUUUCUUAUUCGACCUAACCUCGUUUUUCUUAGGGGAAUUUUCUUUUCUUUUUGAUUCAAUAUGUCUUUAGCGAAAGCCCGUUUGCUUACAUUACAGUCAGUGGAGAGUCUCUUGUUUUCUCGAGUCUCCCAAUCUUCUGUAGCAUCUUGCUUCACCUUUUUCUUUGACUGCUCAUCUAUACCAUUAGAGGACCGAUCAUGUGAAGAAACCUCAUCUUGUCUCUUUCGUUUUCUCCCUUUGAUCCCACUCUCCAAAAAUUGGGCUUGACCUCGUUGGUCGCAACAUUGAUCCACAGCCACAAUUCUUUCGAAUUUGAAGGGACCAAUCUUGAAAAUGCCUGCCCCAAACAUCAUGGCAACAUCGAACUCCUCUUUGCAACUAAGAUCGCAGACCUGAAAGAGUUGCUCGAGUUCUUUCAUUAUUUCCCUGAAAGAUUUUGAGCUUUCAACUGGAUCCAGUGUUGCAAAGUGGAGUAAAAGUUGUAUUUCGACGCUCAGGACUGUCGUAACCAUUGGAUUCUGUGGAUGAAGAAUUCGGAGACAUUUUCAGAAAUUAGAAUGAUUUCGAGAAAAUAGAAUCAUAAUUUGUGAUAUCAAGUUACUCAUUAUCAAGUUAAAAAAGAACCAUGAUUUGUAAUGCCAAGUUAAUGGAUGUUAGUUUAUCUGCAUCAAACUUUACUGCUAAUAUCAAAAUUCGAUGUUAACAAACCUUUUCUAUGUCUUCGAUUGUGAAUAGAAGGUUAUCCAAAGAUUGGACAAUUUGUCGCACAAUCUGGCCAAUGUCUUCAAGCCUGGUGGAUGCGUUAUAGUCAUCAACCUGAAGAAGUAAAUAAACAUGAACACAAUUUUUAACAAUUUGCUGUUGAGCAAAUGCUUCGAGACCUAAGACUAAAGUGAAGGAUUGACUCGAUUUCCCUUCUGUAGCUUGAUAAAGAGGUUACAUAUAGAUUAGAUUAUAGUCAGACACUACGCAGUCAUCUUUUACUUAUUCACUCGUGAGCCAACGGUUCGAAAGUAAGGCAUGCACUUAAUUUCAAUUCUGUAAUCCUGGUAGAGAGGUGACAUAUAGAUCAGAUUAUAGUCGGGCAUCGCGCAGUCAUCUUUUACUUAUUCACUCGUGAGCCAAUGGUUCGAAAGUAAGGCAUGCACUUAAUUUCAAUUCUGUAAUCCUGGUAGAGAGGUGACAUAUAGAUCAGAUUAUAGUCGGGCAUCGCGCAGUCAUCUUUUACUUAUUCACUCGUGAGCCAAUGGUUCGAAAGUAAGGCAUGCACUUAAUUUCAAUUCUGUAAUCCUGGUAGAGAGGUGACAUAUAGAUCAGAUUAUAGUCGGGCAUCGCGCAGUCAUCUUUUACUUAUUCACUCGUGAGCCAAUGGUUCGAAAGUAAGGCAUGCACUUAAUUUCAAUUCUCUAAUCCUGGUAGGGAGGUUACAUAUAAAUCAGAUUAUAGUUGGUGUAUGGAAGGUGAGGUGGUAUAAGACGAGCAAGUUGGGCCUUUGCCAUUCCAUAACCACAAUAUAUCGAUAGUUUAUUUGUAAACCUCCAUUUUGGUUGAACAGUUGGUCAGUCGGACUGCCUGCAAACUUAAUUUUUCAUGUUCCUUUCUCCUGUUCUAUUCUAAAAAAUCAAUGUACGCAACUGCUCUAAAUGGUGGAGUGCCAAGAAAGCCUGAAGAUCCUUUUGCCUGUUGCUGCAAAGUUACCCCUACUUCUAAAGUCUAUUCAAAAUACUACGUGUAGUUUAACCUUACUAUUCGAUGCCCUGCAUGUUGUAAACACGGUUUUAGAAUCAUUAUGUUUCAAGACAUAUAAUUUUUUCAAGGAAGUUUUACAAAAUAAUUGUUUAUAGGUUAAAGAAAGCAAUUUUAUCUCUUACCAAGGCAUUUGCAUUGACGAGGUCGUUGAUGCAGGCAGUGGCGUGAGUUUUCAACUGAAAAUAAACAUCGAACAACUGAGAACAUGAUUAAUCAGAAUAAUGUAGCAAAAAUCAUUUGAAGUCUUUGGUUUGAAAAAAAGUUCCUAUCAAAAAUUAUCAUGACUUGCUCAAAUUUGCUUGUCAUUCGAAAGUCAUACUAAGCAGAUUAUUACAAAUUGUUAUGUCAUGGCCAAUGAUCGUUAUGUUUUCAUUAUUAUGCUUUGAGAGCCUUUGGAGCAUCCUUUCUCUACUAAGGCCUUCAAUUCCCAGAGCACUAUACUUUAUUAGAAAGAUAUUAGAUAUUUUCAGUACAACAAAUGAAAUAAUAUUCUAAGGCGGUAACUCACGCUUCUAAACGCCGACCGUCUGAACGAAGAGUCCGUCAAUUUCCGAAUGAUUUCUGUCUUUCCAUUGCCAAUGUCGGUUAGAUCUUUGGCAAUCUUUAGCAGAAUUUCUACAAAGAGGCAUUUUAUGUAAAACCUAGCAUAUUGGAUUUGUGAAUAUUGGUUUCAGAAUGGAAUAGGGAGGCCACUGUUGUGUUGUACAUAUAAAUUCAUUGUAUAUGCUAUUUCUUAUAAAGCGUACUUAGCUAAAGAAUAUGAAGUGUUACUUUAAAGUAAGAUAUAGUCAUUAUUGUACAGUGUACUAAUAUUAAAAUCACCAAUGUUUGAAAAAUGAGUCCAAUAAAUUUUCAAGCUGAUAUCCGAAUGGGCGGUUAGUGGGAUGGGAUCUGAAUUUAAUUGUAAAUUUUAGGCAAACAUUUUAAAUUUCGAUCAUUAGGAAGAAUACAACAAGCAAAUAUGAUUUAAUGAAACAUUUCUUACCGGUAUUAUUUGCCAGACUUUCCAAAACUGUGAGCAAAUUUGCUCUUUGGAGCUCGACAUCUUGGAAAUUCUGAAAAAAAUCCAUUUUAUAAGAAUCUUGAUAACGAAUCUAAAGGACGCUGUAAUUUUCUUGAAACUCACUCAAUAAGGUAAGGUCCUAAACGACUCACGCAUAAAUUUUUUGUUUAGGGAUAUGUUUUUAUGUUUGUUUGUGGGUAUGUUUAAAAAAUCUCCAUAAAAUAAACAAGAACAAGAAGAAAUCUUAAUAUUUGAAGUUGGUGUCACAAAUGAUUGGCUUCAACAGUUAAAUCGAUCAUUUUUGCUGGUGCUAUCUUUACAGCUGUGUUUUUUGGGUCCGAUGCUGUGGCCUCGACUAGAUUCAAUUUUAGCUCAAUACGAGGGUAAUCGCUGGAUACGUGUUACCAAGGUGCCACUGCUUGACGACAAAAUGGUAGCUAAAAUCCGAAACAUCGUUUUCGUGAAAGUUUUAUGAAACAAAUCUAAAACUUCUUUUUUUUCGUUUUGGUCGGAGAACUGUUUUGGAAAAUAACAAAUUGCCCUUUUUAAUUCAUUUCUCUUCUUAAAUGUAUCCUCUGUAUUCUCUAAGGACGAGAUAGCAGUGGCAUGUUAUCGGAAUUUAUUGCACUCAUUCUCCUGAAGAAAUACUCAAAAUAUUUAUAGCACAUAGAAUCAAGCAAAUAAAAAGGUUAAAAUAUUAUUGAUGGCUCAAAAAUUGCACUUGAAAAUUAAUAUUAAGCUCUCUUUAUUUUCUUCCUUUGAAAAUAUCCUCUUCUUAUAAGUUAUUCAGUCUUUUAGUAAAACUUUAUUUCUGAGACGUAAGGGACGUAAAUACAGGUUGUUAACAAACUUUGUCUGUUGAAUCUUGUUUGAUGUCGUCUUAGAACAUUUCUCAUUUUCACAACCGUUCUUAUCGUUUAUCCUUCACUCAAAUGUUUAUAAUCGAAAAAUACUCAGUUAACCCUGUUGAUUUCUGUAGUGGAGUACCCUUGCCAAUGCUUUAUAAUCUGCUGACAUUAUGACCGAAAACAUUUUGUUUUUAUUCAUUUGCAGUUUAAUUUUUCCUUUUGUGCCUCAACUAGCAGAAAUUUCCCUUAUUUGCAUUGACAGAAUUAUCCCCUUACAAGAAUUUGGCUAUGAAAUGACAGAUUAGAUCGUUUUAGACAAAUCACUUUCUUUGUCGUCGACCGUUUGAUCGUCAUAUUAACUCUUAAAACAUUAAAAAUGUGUAGAAAAUUUACAUCAUACCUAAUUUCCUACAAGUUUUACUAAAUAAAAUAUAAUAAGAUAAUAAAAUCUUUUUUGAACUGACGACUUUUCAAUUUUCUUGUUCUAGUGUUUUCCAGGAUUGAAGAUGUGUUUAUUUUGAGCUUUUUAGACAUGAUAUAUUCAAAAUAUGGCUUAUUUUACUAAACAACCCCAAAGAUGGAUUCUUCAAGUGUAUCAAUCUGCUUAAGCUAGAAAACUUGUCUUUUUUUUAAUUGAUCUCCAUGAAUAUUUUCAAAUCUUGAUGAUCAUAAAUCGCUGAAUUCAGGAAACAAAACUUCGCAACAACUCACCCUUCCUUCGAACUCCGCGUUCCAAAAAACACCAACGGCUUUCUCCGUGUUUUCCAUUUUAAAAUUGAAUAAUUAUCCAAUUAAAACUUGAGAAAAAGUAUCCACAAAAGAUGCAGUUUAUCCGCAAGCGAAAUUUGCGUGUAGCAAAUCAGUUGAGAAGUUCACAACAAAUUUUGUAACGGUUUUUUUCUGCUUUUUAAGGUUUGAUUAAUUUGACGUAAAAACUGUCGCAAUGUCUCCAAGGAUACCACGAACAUCAUGCAUUGCUCAUUUGCAACAGUUUGAAUGUUUAAAAAGAAAUGCAAAAUAUCUUGUUGAAUAAAAACAUCCCUAACUCCUAUCUUGAUAUAAAUAAAAAGUUCUCCUUUGAAUAUGUUAUCGGCAUGUUGUUUAAUGAAAGUGCAUUUAUGAAUUCAACAACGCAGGGAAAUCUUUAAGAAUUGUAAACAAGCUACUGUAAAUUGUUCAAAAUCUUUAUGUAGACCCGGUAGCAAAGUUUGAUAAUUUUUAGCUAGAGGGUUAUUGUGGAGGAAGGUAACUGCAAUGUUUAAAUAAAUAAAUAUCUCUAAAUUUUUUGAUGCAUUGCUCAUUUGCGACAGUCCCUCCACCAUCCCCUUCCUUCCCCCGCCCCCUCCUAGCAAUGUUGUUUGUUGAGAUUUGGUGAAAUACACUAGGGUAAGAGGUUUCCAGGCAUUGUACAAAAUUCCACAAGAUUACAUUGCCCAAUGCAUUGUUUGAAGAUUUUGUGAUUUGGCUGUUUGUUUCUUUAAAGAUUAUUGUAGUGACGUUUAUUUCAGUUCUGGAGAGAAUGACGCAGAGUGAAGCAUCCUCCCUUGCAGGGUAUUUUCGUCUUCUUCUCUUGUCUUAGUCUUGACAUCUACAUAGUUUUCAAGUUCUGUUAAUAAAUACCUAGGGCCCUUCGUGGCUCAGGAAGGCUCAGGUUAGGUCUGUCUCUAUUUGAUAAAUGUCUUCUUUACCAGCUUGAAUUUACUCAUUGCAUUUAAUUCUGUUAUGGUUUCAUUUGAAUUUCUAAGUGUGAUCUUGGAGACAUUUGGAUGCUGACCUAGAAAUUGCACCCUACCUUCUUUCAAAUGAUGUAUAUUUUUUGUUUUUUGUGAGAGAGCUCAUUAUUCUCGAACAAUGUUUCAGGAAUAUCAUGUUACCAUACUUUUUCUAGAGUGUGCUUUCAUAACCAUUCUAAACUGCAUAUCUGACACACACGAGCAAGAGCCCAAAGCCUUAAAAAUGGCAAACAAAACUUUGCAAUUUCUGUCCUUCAUUUUCAGCUUGAAAUUGUUAUGCUGUUGUGUAAACAAGUUAAUCUUAUGGAAUUUAAUCAGCUUCAUUUGAACUCUGAGCUGCUGUCUUGUCUUUCCCAGUUCAAAGUCAUCUACAUAUAACAGCAUUACGAUUACCAUCGAAGUGCAAAGCAUCUUUCUAUAUUCAAAACUUUGUUCGUUUACGAUCUGUUGAAUAUCAUUAAACUUUUCUCUUAUUAAGGCCCUGACGCUAGUAGAGACCUUCUUGAUGUUCAAUAUAUUGCUUGAUAUUUUACUUCUCUUAUCAGAUUUCUUUUUUAUAAGCAUUUGAGGCCGAUCUGGAUAUCAUUAAUGUCUUUAAGUUGCUGUUUAAUCCAGCUAUGUUAGUUUCAUUCUUCUGUUGGGUCAAUUUAAGUCAAAUGUUGUUUUGCCUCUUUUUCUUUUGUUUGGGAAUUCUAGAUUGACUUUAUCUUUCAAUAUCUGGGAGUUUUUAUAUAAACUGACUACGAAUAGCAAAUCAGUAAAUGUGUCAUAAUUUGGAUUGCGACUACGAAUAGCAAACAACUAUAUCACUACCUUUAGGCCCCGUUCACACGGGAACGCAAUCGUUCCGUUCCGUUCUUAUCCGUUCCGAAAAGCGUAACGCUCAGGGGUUGUGUUCACACGGGAACGCUUCAAACGACAUCGUUCCGUCCCAAAAAGUGGAACGAUAAAAUAAGUGAUACGAAAAGUGGAACGGUACGCAAUCGUUCCGUUCCGUUCCCGUGUGAACGCGCAGAAUUGGUCCAGAAAAUGGAAUGAUAAGUGUUUUGCCUUUGGCGCAUGCGUCUGUGUUGUUGUUGAGGGAAGGAAAAGGUGACAAUAAGAAACUCAGCGAAAAAAAUGGAGGAUUUCAAAAACACCAUUGGGCUGAAUCUCGCCGUCAGUCCAUUUAAAAGAUUCAACACCAUUCUGCAAACAUUGAAAUUCCUUCCUUUUAGGGUUGGCUUCACUUUUCCCACGAGCUUCCUUAUUUUGGGGCGCUUUUGUAUUCUCCAUUUUUUCAAAUUGUUUAAAAAAUUCAGAGAUAGCUCAGAGAUAAAUCGAAAUGAUGAAAUCUAUCUCCAUUAUGGACAUGCGCAUUAAAAAUCAUUCUCUUAUUUUGGCGCGCAAAUUGCAGAACGGAACGAUUGCGUUCCCGUCUGAACAUAAACAAAAAUCGAUACGCAAUCGUUCCGUUACCGUGUGAACAGUAUACUUUUCCGUUCCAGAAACUGGAACAAAAAUGGAACGGAACGAUUGCGUUCCCGUGUGAACGAGGCCUUAGAUUAUGUUAGUUCCAAGCUCGCGCAAAUAUUUGGCCAUACUUCGGCGACUGAUUUGAAAUAAGUUGCAAUUUGUUCAUAUUUUAGUAUUUUGACGGAAUUGCAGAAAUUUUCCCAUACUUUUGAACUCUUUCCGAACCUUUAAUAUCAAUACUUAGGGUUUUUGACAAUACUUAGGAGACUAUCUUGAAAUAAGUUUGCAGUUUUUUCAUAUUUUAGUAUUUUGACGGAAUCGCAGAAAUUUUCCCAUACUUUUGAACUCUUUUCGAACCUUUAAUAUCAAUACUUAGGGUUUUUGACAAUACUUAGGAGACUAUCUUGAAAUAAGUUUGCAGUUUUUUCAUAUUUUAGUAUUUUGACGGAAUCGCAGAAAUUUUCCCAUACUUUUGAACUCUUUUCGAACCUUUAAUAUCAAUACUUAGGGUUUUUGACAAUACUUAGGAGACUAUCUUGAAAUAAGUUUGCAGUUUUUUCAUAUUUUAGUAUUUUGACGGAAUUGCAGAAAUUUGCCCAUACUUUUGAACUCUUUCCUAACCUUUAAUAUCAGUACUUAGAGUUUUUGACAAUACUUAGGAGACUAACUUGAAAUAAGUUUGCAAUUUGUUCAUAUUUUAGUAUUUUGACGGAAUUGCAAACUUUAAAUAAGUUUUUUGCAUCAUUAUAUACUAUCAUGAUUAACGAAUUAUAAUAACUUCUUAACAACGACAGCUGCAUCUCCAUUAGAUUUUGUCUUGAAUUUGAAAGCGUUAUCAUUUGUAACGAUCUCUUCGUGCCAUUGAUUUUGGUAUAAUCCCUACUGUAUCCCAGAAUGAUUUAUUGCCAGGUUUUCAACUGCUGAACGUUUCAAACUGUUCACAGUUUUAUUUCCAGUAACUUUCGAAAAUAUUUGAGUUAGAAUCAAAACCAGAGAACACGGGUCAAAUAUAUAACAAAAAAUUUGUAAGACACUUCCAGUAGAAUCCCAAUAUAACGAACGCUGAAGGGAACCAGAAUAUAAUUCGUUAUAUCUGGAGUUUGUUAAACCAAGAGGAAAUGUUUUUUUAGGUCUUUUCGCCGUUCAUGCCAAAAAAACCUCUGGUGGGCUCGUUUUGGUUCCAACUGAUGUCCACAUUUAACUCCAAAAACCAAGCUGAAUUCAAAUAUUACUACUAGUUGAUCGUUGGAAAUGACAAUCUUAAUGUUUCUAUUACAAAAUUAGACCAAGAGUUUGGCAAAGUUGGUAUCACUUCACUUGGCGGCUGAAUGUCGCCUUCGAUUAUUUCACAUCCUUAUUUGUUUACUUCUGGUUCUGUAUCAAGGUCUCUCAAUAAUCUUUUUUUGUUGCUCAUUGCCAUUGAAUAUUAUCUCAGUUAUAUUUGCCGACACUUUCAGAUCAUUUCAGUUUUGGAUAUCUUCCUAAUCAGCUUCUACAUCUUUUGUCCGUAUCCUUCCUUUAUGGUAUCUUUCAAAUCCUAUGAUCCACCACCUUCCAGCAUAGAUUUUUUGUUAUGUUUCAAAUGUGUCGCAUGGGUAGAUUUUUCUUACAUAAGACUCGUUAAAUCUUCAUUGAUAUUACUUAUCAAGACCAAAAAGGAUAGAACAUGAUUUAUAGUUGAAUGAAAACUUUCUCUAUUGGCCUAAUGUUUUUUUAAUUUUCUUCACGUACUGAGCGAAUUGUGACGUGAUUUUAUGCUCCUACUCUGUCUUCAAAAUGCUACAUUCACCAUCUUUAUUCACUUCUCAAUAUCUCAGUGUAUACUUAAAUUCACCCAGGGCCGUCGCUACGUGGGUGAUGGGGGAGUGUGACCCCCCCCAGAGCCUAACCUUGUCGGCAAAUCUUCGAAAAUGGAAGUUUUGUCGUCAACUUCUUGGCAACUGGCAAAUUUUUAGAAGAGAGACAGAUAAUUUGUCCAUUGUCAAAUAGACAUUAUCGGUUGUUGAUGGCAGCACCAGUCACAGUUGAAAUUUGUGAAAACCUAACGAGAAUAAUUGAUGAUCGUGCAAACUCUCUCGUGCUAAAGGCCACGCUCGGUUUAGGCCCGGGUGGCAAAGUGGCGAUCCCCACCGGGCCCUCAAAUUACGGGCCCUUUCUGCAAAAGUUGGAGUGGAGAAGAUAAUUUUCAUAAACUGGAAACUAAAGUCACCACCAAGGCCCCUAACAUGCGUGCUGGCUUCACAACUAAGCAUCAAAAUGAAGUCUGCGCGCAGGCCAAAGGGCCCCACUAUGACCAACAUCCACUAUACAGAAACUCUAUUUCAAAUUACGCACAAAGACAAAUUUGUCCUACUUCCUAGAGAAAUAAUUUGAAACUGUAUGUAGAGAUCAAGGAGCUGUUGCUUUUAGUUAGUUGUCUAGAGUCGCCAUUGUUACAUUUUUAGCUAAUAAUGACCUUCCACACAUGAUCGAACGUUGCCUAGGGUCAUAUCACUUUAUGGGAAGAAAGUUGUGCAGGAAGAAAGCUUCUCAAAUUGGGAAAUUUUUGGAAUCAACUUUGCGAAAAAGCGAAAUAGGAGCUUUGCAAUAACAAACUUUCGCGUUUUAGCGAAAAUCAUGGACUUUGCGUGAAAAACAUUUCUAUUCAAUUGAUGUUUUCCUUCUAUUUUUAUUCCACAUGAUACCAGCAAAACAACGAAAAAGAUGUAAAAUUUGUCCAACAGAAUAAUUCUUCGUCAAAGUUUUCAAGAGGAUCAACAGCAAAAUUUUCUGGAUAUUUCACAAAAAUAAAUUUUCGAAAAUUUAGUAUUUCAAGAGGUUUUGCAUAUCAAUCAUCCACGAUUUUAGGCCAUAAACGCUGAAAAACGCAAAGGUUCCUUCCCUCGCAAGUUUCUUCCCGUGAAAUUUCUUUCCGCGAAAGUUUCUUUCUUGAAAGUAGUAAGCAACAGUUAAAGGCAUUCCCCUGCUGCCCUUUAAGAUUUUCUUUUCUCUGAAACCCUCUGCAAGGUGCAUGCUUAAAAGUUAUAAUGAAGUUUUUCUGUUUGCUAAUUGUUAAAUAAACAACGUGUUUAGAAUAAUAAAGUUUGGUACAGACUAAGGAAUCUGUAUCGUUUUAAGUUCUCUCAAUGAUGUUUUGAUGUGAAUAAGUUUGUAGGUCACUAGAUUUCAAAUUGUAGCCAAGAUACUAACCUAGACAAAUGAAACGAUGACACAUAAAAGAGAAGAACAUGCAGGUCGAAUUUUUGAUUAUUUUCUUGGCUCAAUUUCAGAAUACUUUAUAUAUAUUUAUAUAUUAGGUUCGCUUGAAAAUGUUGCAAAAAUUGUCAGACUAGGAUUGUUUCUUUGAACUGUUAUUUGAGUUUCUUAAAUUUACAAAUAGAACCAUUGUUUUGCUGUUAUUAUGCAAAGUGUAACUGCAUACAUAGAAUCCUUGAUUUAAAUAGAGAACCACAACCCUCAAUAAUUGAUUUAAACUGAGCCUUUUCUCCCAUUAGUUGGUGAAGCCCAAAAAGUUUAUCUGCCACACCCUGAGCCGGGACCUUUUGGUUUGCUGCCACCCUGCAAUUAUGACACUGCGCAAAACCGAAAUAUAGCAGUUCGAGAAAAAGUAUUCGCGAGUUUUAUCACUGAUAAUUAUAAUCGUUUGAGGACCACGCCCGUAGCCCGUAUCUGUUGCCACGCCCAUUUCGUCGGCAAACCACUGGUUUUGAACCCCCCCCCCUAUGAAAAUUUUCUAGCGACGGCCCUGAAUUCAACAAAGAACUAAAUCACCUAUAUUUGAAAAAAAGUUCAAAUGUCAGACAUAACAGAAGACUAAAAAAGACUCUUUAUUGUUUUAAACAUAUUCCAUUUAUAAAACAUUUCUUCAUAAUACAUUAUGCUAUUAUACAUUUAAAAAGCAAAGGAAUUACUUAUUUUCUAAUGAUUAUAAAGUAUGCUUCAGUUGGUAUAAUUUCGAUCAGGUUAAUAAAUUAAAACCUAUAAACUAUUACUUUAUUCAUCGAAUUGUUCCUACCGCAUUAAACAAACUUUUCAAGGUUGCAUGCUCAUCACAUAGAGUAAAAGAUGGGGGAAGGGACCUGACCCUGUUUGUUCUCUCUUUAGAGAUACUUUAGAUCAACGAAACAUUGGGCCAUAUAAAAAAAUUAUAUCCUCUAGUUCUGAAAUUUCUACUUGUCAAGCGCGCUUUCAUUUCAAAAAGGUUUGAAACCUGUUUUCUUAUUCGACCUAACCUCGUUUUUCUUAGGGGAAUUUUCUUUUCUUUUUGAUUCAAUAUGUCUUUAGCGAAAGCCCGUUUGCUUACAUUACAGUCAGUGGAGAGUCUCUUGUUUUCUCGAGUCUCCCAAUCUUCUGUAGCAUCUUGCUUCACCUUUUUCUUUGACUGCUCAUCCAAAGCAUUAGAGGACAAAUCAUGUGAAGAAACCUCAUCUUGUCUCUUUCGUUUUCUCCCUUUGAUCCCACUCUCCAAAAAUUGGGCUUGAUCUCGUUGGUCGCAACAUUGAUCCACAGCCACAAUUCUUUCGAAUUUGAAGGGACCAAUCUUGAAAAUGCCUGCCCCAAACAUCAUGGCAACGUCGAACUCCUCUUUGCAACUAAGAUCGCAGACCUGAAAGACUUGCUCGAGUUCUUUCAUUAUUUCCCUGAAAGAUUUUGAGCUUUCAACUGGAUCCAGUGUUGCAAAGUGGAGUAAAAGUUGUAUUUCGACGCUCAGGACUGUCGUAACCAUUGGCUUCUGUGGAUGAAGAAUUCAGAGACAUUUUCAGAAAUUAGAAUGAUUUCGAAAAAAUAGAAUCAUAAUUUGUGAUAUCAAGUUACUCAUUAUCAAGUUAAAAAAGAACCAUGAUUUGUAAUGCCAAGUUAAUGGAUGUUAGUUUAUCUGCGUCAAACUUUACUGCUAAUAUCAAAAUUCGAUGUUAACAAACCUUUUCUAUGUCUUCGAUUGUGAACAGAAUGUGAUCUAUUGAUUGGACAAUUUGUCGCACAAUCUGGCCAAUGUCUUCAAGCCUGGUGGAUGCGUUAUAGUCAUCAACCUGAAGAAGUAAAUAAACAUGAACUAAUUUUUUUAAAAUUCACUCAUGAGCAAAUGGUUGGAGAUUUGAUUUCUAAAGUGAAGCAUUGACUCAAGUUAAAUUCUGUAGUCUUGUAGGGAUAUUGCGCAAACAUCCGAUUAUUACACAUACACCAGGAGGAGAUGGUAAGAGACGAGCAAUAUGGGCCUCUGACACCCCAUAGUUUAUCGAUGUUUCGUAUGUUCAGUCUCUAGUUGGUUGUUAACAGUUGGUCCGUCGUCUGUCUGCAAACUAAACGUUUCAUGCUCCUUUUUUCUUUUAUAUUCUCAAAAAUCAAGGUACGCAACUGCUAGAGAGAGUUGAGUCCCAGAAAGCCAGGAGACCGUUUUGAUAGGUGCCCCACAGUUAUUUCCUUCUUCUAAAGUCUAUUCAGAAUGCUACUUAAACCUUGACAUUACUAUCCGAUAUCCUGCAUGUCGUAAACAUGGUCAUAGAAUAAAUUUAUUCAAAGACAGGUAUUUUUUCAAGAAAGUUUUUCCAAAUAAUAGUUCGUGGGUAUCCAGUUUAUCUCUUACCAAGGCAUUUGCAUUGACGAGGUCGUUGAUGCAGGCAGUGGCAUGAGUUUUCAACUGAAAAUAAACAUGGAACAACUGAGAACAUUAUUAAUCGGAAUAAUGUAGCAAAAAUCAUUUGAAGUCUUUGGUUUGAAAUAAAGUUUCUAUCAAAAAUUACCAUGACUUGCUCAAAUUUGCUUGUCAUUCGAAAGUCAUACUAAGCAGAUUAUUACAAAUUGUUAUGUCAUGGCCAAUCAACGUUAUGUUUUCAUUAUUAUGCUGUGAGAGUCUUUGGAGCAUCCUUUCUCCAUUUAAGUCUUCAACAUUUUUAGCGCAAUACUUUGUGAGAAGGAUAUUAAAUAUUAGAUAUUUCCGGAGCAACAAAUGAAAUGAUAUUCUAAGGCGGUAACUUACGUUUCUAAACGCCGACCGUCUGAACGAAGAGUCCGUCAAUUUCCGAAUGAUUUCUGUCUUUCCAUUGCCAAUGUCGGUUAGAUCUUUGGCAAUCUUUAGCAGAAUUUCUACGAAGAGGCAUUUUAUCUAAAACCUAGCAUAUUGGUUUUGUGAAUAUUGGUUUGAGAAUAGAAUAGGGAAUGGAAUGGGGAGGCAACUGUUGUGUUGUAUGGAUAUAUUCAUUGUAUGUGCUAUUUCUUUUAAAGUUUACUUAGCUAAAGAAUAUGAAAUGUUACUUUAAAAUAAGAUAUAGUCAUUAUUGUACAGUGUACUAAUAUUAAAAUUACCAAUGUUUGUAAAAUCAGACCAAUAAAUUUUCAAGCUGAUAUCCGAAAGGGCGGUUAGUGGGAUGGGAUCUGGGUUUAAUUGUAAAUUUUAGGUCAAAAUUUUAAAUUUCGAUCAUUAGGAAGAAUGCAACAAGCAAAUAUGAUUUAAUGAAACAUUUCUUACCGGUGUUAUUUGCCAGACUUUCAAAAACUGUGAGCAAAUUUGCUCUUUGGAGCUCGACAUCUUGGAAAUUCUGAAAAAAAAUCCAUUUUAUAAGAAUCUUGAUAACGAAUCUAAAGGAUGCUAUAAUUUUCUUGAAACUCACUCAAUAAGGUAAGGUCCUAAACGACUCACGCAUAAAUUUUUUGUUUAGGGAUAUGUUUUUAUGUUUGUUUGUGGGUAUGUUUAAAAAAUCUUAAUAAAAUAAACAAGAACAAGAAGAAAUCUUAAUAUUCGAAGUUGGUGUCACAAAUGAUUGGCUUCAACUGUUAAAUCGAUCAUUUUUGUUGGUGCUAUCUUUACAGCGGUGUUUUUUGGGACCGAUGCUGUGGCCUCGAUUAGAUUCAAUUUUAGCUCAAUACGAGGGUAAUCGCUGGAUACGUGUUACCAAGGUGCCACUGCUUGGCAACAAAAUGGUAGCUAAAAUCGGAAACAUCGUUUUCGUGAAAGUUUUAUGAAACAAAUCUAAAACUUCUUUUUUUUCGUUUUGGUCGGAGAACUGUUUUGGAAAAUAACAAAUUGCCCUUUUUAAUUCAUUUCUCUUCUUAAAUGCAUUCUCUGUAUUCUCUAAGGACGAGCUAGCAGUGGCAUGUUAUCGGAAUUUAUUGCACUCAUUCUCCUGAAGAAAUACUCAAAAUAUUUAUAGCACAUCGAAUCAAGCAAAUAAAAAGGUUCAAAUAUUAUUGAUGGCUCAAAAAUCGCACUUGAAAAUUAAUAUUAAGCUCUCUUUAAUUUCUUCCUUUGAAAAUAUCCUCUUCUUAUAAGUUAUUAAGUUUUUUAGUAAAACUUCAUUUCUGAGACGUAAGGGACGUAAAUACAGGUUGUUAACAAACUUUGUCUGUUGAAUCUUGUUUAGUGUCGUCUUAGAACAUUUCUCAUUUUCACAACCGUUCUUAUCGUUUAUCUUUCACUCAAAUGUUUAUAAUCGAAAAAUACUCAGUCAACCCUGUUGAUUUCUUUAGCGGAUUACCCUUGCCAAUUCUUUAUAAUCUGCUGACAUUAUGACCGAAAACAUUUUGUUUUUAUUCAUUUGCAGUUUAAUUUUUCCUUUUGUGCCUCAACUAGCAGAAAUUUCCCUUAUUUGCAUUGACAGAAUUAUCCCCUUACAAGAAUUUGGCUAUGAAAUGACAGAUUAGAUCGUUUUAGACAAAUCACUUUCUUUGUCGUCGACCGUUUGAUUGCCAUAUUAACUCUUAAAAACAAUAAAAAUGUGUAGAAAAUUUACAGCAUACCUAUUUUCCUACAAGUUUUACGAAAUAAAAUAUUAUAAGAUAAUAAAAUUAUUUUUGAAGUGACGACUUUUCAAUUUUCUUGUUCUAGUGUUUUCCAGGACUGAAGAUGUGUACAUUUUGAGCUUUUUAGACAUGAUAUAUUCAAAAAAUGGCUUAUUUUACUAAACAACCCCAAAGAUGGAUUCUUUAAGUGUAACAAUCUGCUUUAGCUAGAAAUCUUGACCCUAAAUUAUCGAUCUCCAUGAAUACUUUCAAAUCUUGAUGAUCACAAAUCGCUGACUUCAGGAAUCAAAACUUCGCAACAACUCACCCUUCCUUCGAACUCCGCGUUCCAAAAAACACCAACGGCUUUCUCUGUGUUUUCCAUUUUAAAAUUGAACAAUUAUCCAAUUAAAACUUGAGAAAAAGUAUCCACAAAAGAUGAAGUUUAUCCGCAAGCGAAAUUUGCGUGUAGCAAAUCAGUUGAGAAGUUCACAACGAAAUUUGUAACGGUUUUUCUCGCUUUUUAAGGUUUGAUUAAUUUGACGUAAAAACUGACGGAAUGUCUCCAAGGAUACCACGAACAUCAUGCAUUGCUCAUUUGCGACAGUUUGAAUGUUUAAAAAGAAAUGCAAAAUAUCUUGUUGAAUAAAAACAUCCCAAACUCCUAUCUUGAUAUAAAUAAAAAGUUAUCCUUGGAAUAUGUUAUCGGCAUGUUGUUUAAUGAAAGUGCAUUUAUGAAUUCAACGCAGGGGAACCUUUGAGAUUUGUAAACAAGCUACUGUAAAUUGUUCAAAAUCUUUAUGUAGACCCGGUAGCAAAGUUUGAUAAUUUUUAGUUAGAGGGUUAUUGUGGAGGAAGAUAACUGCAAUGUUUGAAUAAAUAAAUACUUUGAAUUGCUCAUUUGCGACAGUUUGAAUGUCUAAAAGGAAAUGGAGAAGAUCUUGUUGAAUAAAAAUAUCCUAGCUCCUAUCUUGAUAUAAAUAAAAAGUUAUCCUUGGAAUAUGUUAUCGGCAUGUUGUUUAAUGAAAGUGCAUUUAUGAAUUCAACGCAGGGGAACCUUUGAGAUUUGUAAACAAGCUACUGUAAAUUGUUCAAAAUCUUUAUGUAGACCCGGUAGCAAAGUUUGAUAAUUUUUAGUUAGAGGGUUAUUGUGGAGGAAAUAACUGCAAUGUUUGAAUAAAUAAAUACUUUGAAUUGCUCAUUUGCGACAGUUUGAAUGUCUAAAAAGAAAUGCAGAAGAUCUUGUUGAAUAAAAAUAUCCUAGCUCCUACACUACCAGGACAAAGUAUUGCAACACCUGCGAAGGCGAUUAAUGGCGGAUCACGCAAUAACUUUUGUUACAAAUAAAAUUGCAGAUCCAAUGAAGCGUUAAUUCGAAUAUUCCUUUUUCAUUUUUCAAAAUUUUAAAUCAGCAAUUCAAGUAACUUUCAAUUAAACAGACAUUUUGUGGAGGUGCUUCUGGCUCCUAUAAGUACGAAAAAUUGCUUUGGAAUUGAUGCACAAAAUUUGUUGAUGAAAUGCACUGGGAUUCUGUUUUAUUCUCAAUGAAGUUUCUAAGUCAGUUUUUGUUUGAACUUUAAAGAACCUUGUGGAUUUCAAAUCAGAUCAUUUUUGUUCGCAACAAGAAAUAUUCGCUUAUUUUAAGGCUAGGUCUUUGUGAUGGCCGAGGAAGGACAUAGAGUUUGCAGAUUUUCAGGUAAAUUUGAGUAAAAAUGGCCUUAUAACGGAGAUGUAUUGCUUUUUAUGAUAAAAACUGCCUUCCUCAUUUUCCUAGCAUUAAUUUGAUUCCACCAAAGAAACUGUUAUGCAUUAUUUUGACAUGUUUCACUGCAUUAACUCGCACGUCACUAGUUCAUGAUUUACCAAUUUAUAUAGGCCUAAAUGUACCAAAAAAAUUAUCCAAGUUUUAUUGGAGAAUUUCGAGGCUAAAAGAGUCAGAGCUAAUAACUUCAUUUGUUGUUUCCUAAACUUUCACUAUUUUGCUAUCAUUUUCUAUAAAAAGUUGCAAAAUCUUUAGAGUCGAGAGACCAGUUACACGAAGUUUUAUCACAACUACUCGCUCCUUAUCUUGUCAAUAUCUUGAAUUUACCACUGCAGAUAUUUUUUUUUAUAACUGUAAACUUUCUUACGUUAAUAUUGUAACUCUAAAUUUUUCGAAAUCCUCAAUAAAUUUCGAAGAAUUUGAUUCCUGGUUUAGAAUGAUUAUGCUUAUUUUUGAGGGGAAUAUUUCAGCGUAAAGUUAAAAGUUUACAAAACUUCAAAUUUUUUUGAUGCCAUUUUGAUUAGGGUGUUGCAAUACUUUUGUCCUGGUAGUGUACACUAGGGUAAGAGAUUUCCAGGCAUUGUAUAAAAUUCGACAAGAAUACAUUGCCCAAUGCAUUGUUUGAAGAUUUUGUGUGUUUGUUUAGUGGGACCUUUGCUGUUUCUUUCUUUAAAUAUUUUUGUAGUGACAUUUAUUUCUGUUCCUGGAGAAAAUGACGCAGGGCGAAGCAUCUUCCCUUGCUGGGUAUUUUCGUGUUCUUUCUCUUGUCUUAGGCAGCCUUUCCACUAGCCUGGGUUAAAACAUACCCGGGUUAAAAGUUAUCCGUUUUUAAAGUGAGUCAAUGGAAACGCCACUUUUCUUCGACCCGUUUUUAAUCUGUUUCUGAUCAUUCCAACUAAGCCGGGUUAAAAUGUAUUCAGGGUGAAAAGUUGUAGGAGAAAUCAGUAUUUGCAUCAAAAAUCCUUCAAUUUCUAUCAAAUCCUUCAAUUUUGCAUAAUUUACAAAAUGUUUCACGUUUUUUGCAGAUCUUUAUUUUGUCAUGCAUAAUUUCAAGGAUCUUUAUUUUGUCAUGCAUAAUUUCAAGGUCUCGUCGUAUACGUUCAAGAGACUCAAAGUUGUCGAAACUGCUAGUAAAGAUGAAUAGAAAUACAGUGUUUUGAUGUGUAUUCUCGGUAUAAGUAGCAGUUUUUGGCAUUGCAAUAAUAUGUUCAUAUUCUGCUGUUAUUCCCAGAUAUGAUGCUUUAAGCUUAUGAAAGGUACCUUUUGUAAGAGAGCAUACGUUUAAAUUCGUUAAGUCAAAAAUGUGUAGAUUAUUGUAGAAUUUUUGAGUUAUGAAUAUGUUCGUUAAUUAUGACGAACUAGGUCUUUUCGCCGUUCAAGCCAAAAAAACCUCUGGUGGGCUUGUUUUUGUUCCAACUCCUGUCCACAUUUAACUCCAAAAACCAAGCUGAAUUCAAAUAUUAUUACUAGUUGAUCGUUGGAAAUGAAAAUCUUAAUGUUCCUAUUACAAUAUUAGACCAAGAGUUUGGCAAUGUCGGUAUCAUUUCACUUGGCGGCUGAAUGCCGCCAUCGAUCGUUUCACAUCCUUAUUUGUUUACUUCUGGUUCUGUAUCAAGGUCUCUCAAUAAUCUUUUUUGUCGCUCAUUGCCAUUGAAUAUUAUCUCAGUUAUAUUUGCCGACACUUUCAGAUCAUUUCAGUUUUGGAUAUCUUCCUAAUCAGCUUCUACACCUUUUGUCCGUAUCCUUCCUUUAUGGUAUCUUUCAAAUUCUAUGAUUCACCACCUUCCAGCAUAAAUUUUUUGUUAUGUUUCAAAUGUGUCGCAUGGGUAGAUUUUUCUUACAUAAGACUCGUUAAAUCUUCAUUGAUAUUACUUAUCAAGACCAAAAAGGAUAGAACGUGAUUCAUAGUUGAGUGAAAACUCUUUGCAUUGGCCUAAUUUUUUUUUUAUUUUCUUCACGUACUGAGCGAAUUGUGACGUGAUUUUAUGCUCCUACUCUACCUUCAAAAUGCUACAUCCACCAUCUUUAUUCACUUCUCAAUAUCUCAGUUUAUACUUGAAUUCACUAAAGAACUAAAUCACCUAUAUUAAAUUAAAAAAAUUUCAAAUGUCAGACAUAACAGAAAAAUAAAAAAAAAGAGACUCAGUAUUGUUUUAAACAUAUUCCAUUUAUAAAACAUCUCUUCAUAAUACAUUAUGCUAUUUUACAUUAAAAAGGAAAGGAAUUACUUAUUUUCUGAUGAUUAUAAAGUAUGAUUCAGUUGGUAUAAUCUCGAUCAGAUUGAUAAAUUAAAACAUAUAAACUAUUACUUUAUUCAUCGAAUUGUUCUUACCGCAUUAAACAAACUUUUCAAGGUCGCGUGCUCAUCACAUAGAGUAAAAGAUGGGGGAAGGGACCUGACCCUGUUCGUUCUCUCUUUAGAGAUACUUUAGAUCAACGAAACAUUGGGCCAUAUAAAAAAAUUAUAUCCUCUAGUUCUGAAAUUUCUACUUGUCAAGCGCGCUUUCAUUUCAAACAGGUUUGAAACCUGUUUUCUUAUUCGACCUAAUCUCGUUUUUCUUAGGGGAAUUUUCUUUUCUUUUUGAUUCAAUCUGUCUCUAGCGAAAGCCCGUUUGCUUACAUUACAGUCAGUGGAGAGUCUCUUGUUUUCUCGAGUCUCCCAUUCUUCUGUAGCAUCUUGCUUCACCUUUUUCUUUGACUGCUCAUCCAAACCAUUAGAGGACCAAUCAUGCAAAGAAACCUCAUCUUGUCUCUUUCGUUUUCUCCCUUUGAUCCCACUCUCCAAAAAUUGGGCUUGAUCUCGUUGGUCAACAUGUUGAUCCACAGCCACAAUUCGUUCGAAUUGGAAGGGACCAAUCUUGAAAAUGCCUGCCCCAAACAUCAUGGCAACGUCGAACUCCUCCUUGCAACUAAGAUCGCAGACCUGAAAGAGUUGCUCGAGUUCUUUCAUUAUUUCCCUGAAAGAUUUUGAGCUUUCAACUGGAUCCAGUGUUGCAAAGUGGAGUAAAAGUUGUAUUUCGACGCUCAGGACUGUCGUAACCAUUGGAUUCUGUGGAUGAAGAAUUCGGAGACAUUUUCAGAAAUUAGAAUGAUUUCGAGAAAAUAGAAUCAUAAUUUCUGAUAUCAAGUUGUUACUUAUUAUCAAGUUAAAAAAAAGAACCAUGAUUUAUAAUGCCAAGUUAAUGGAUGUUAGUUUAUCUGCGUCAAACUUUACUGCUAAUAUCAAAAUUCGAUGUUAACAAACCUUUUCUAUGUCUUCGAUUGUGAAUAGAAGGUUAUCCAAAGAUUGGACAAUUUGUCGCACAAUCUGGCCAAUGUCUUCAAGCCUGGUGGAUGCGUUAUAGUCACCAACCUGAAGAAGUAAAUAAACAUGAACUAAUUUUUUUAAAAUUCACUCAUGAGCAAAUUGCUGGAGAUUUUAUUUCUAAAGUGAAGCAUUGACUCAAGUUGAAUUCUGUAGUCUUGUAGGGAUAUUGCACAAACAUCCGAUUAUUACACAUACACCUCGAGGAGAUGGUAACAGACGAGGAAUAUGGGCCUCUGACACCCCAUAGUUUAUCGAUGUUUCGUAUGUGCAGUCUCUAGUUGGUUGUUAACAGUUGGUCCGUCGUCUGACUGCAAACGUUUCAUGCUCCUUUUUUCUUUUCUAUUCUCAAAAAUCAAGGUACGCAACUGCUAGAGAGAGUUGAGUCCCAGAAAGCCUGGAAACCGUUUUGAUAGGUGCCACACAGUUAUUUCCUUCUUCUAAAGUCUAUUCAGAAUGCUACUUAAACCUUGACAUUACUAUCCGAUAUCCUGCAUGUCGUAAACAUGGUCAUAGAAUAUAUUUAUUCCAAGGCAGGUAUUUUUUCAAGGCAUGUUUUCCAAAUAAUAGUUCUUGGGUAUCCAGUUUAUCUCUUACCAAGGCAUUUGCAUUGACAAGGUCGUUGAUGCAGGCAGUGGCGUGAGUUUUUAACUGAAAAUAAACAUGGAACAUUAAUCGGAAUAAUGUAGCAAAAAUCAUUUGAAGUCUUUGGUUUGAAAUAAAGUUCCUUUCAAAAAUUACUAUGAGAAUUUCAAUGAACGUUAUGUUUUCAUCAAUAUCCUUUGAAAGUCUUUGGAACAUCUUUUCUCUACCUUCAAUAGCACUAUACUUUAUGAGAACGAUAUAAGAUAUUAGAUAUUUUCAGUACAACGAAUGAUAAGUUAUAAAGCUUUAGAGCCUUUGGAACAUCCGUUCUCCACUUAAUUCUUCAACUUUCUUUGCACAAUACUUUGUGAGAAAGAUAUUAGAUAUUUUCAGUACAACAAAUGAAAUGAUAUUCUAAGGCGGCAACUUACGUUUCUAAACGCCGACCGUCUGAACGAAGAGUCCGUCAAUUUCCGAAUGAUUGCUGUCUUUUCAUUGCCAAUGUCGGUUAGAUCUUUGGCAAUCUUUAGCAGAAUUUCUACGAAAAGGCAUUUUAUCUAAAACCUAGCAUAUUGGUUUUGUGAAUAUUGGUUUUAGAAUAGAAUAGGGAGGCAACUGUUGUGUUGUAUGGAUAUAUUCAUUGUAUGUGCUAUUUCUUUUAAAGUGUACUUAGCUAAAGAAUAUGAAGUGUUACUUUAAAGUAAGAUAAAGUCAUUAUUGUACAGUGUACUAAUAUUAAAAUCACCAAUGUUUGUAAAAUCAGUCCAAUAAAUUUUCGAGUUGAUAUCCGAAAGGGCGGUUAGUGGGAUGGUAUCUGAGUUCAAUUGUAAAUUUUAGGCCAACAUUUUAAAUUUCGAUCAUUGGGAAGAAUACAACAAGCAAAUAUGAUUUAAUGAAACAUUUCUUACCGGUAUUAUUUGCCAGACUUUUAAAAACUGUGAGCAAAUUUGCUCUUUGGAGCUCGACAUCUUGGAAAUUCUGAAAAAAGAAUCCAGUUGAUAAGAAUCUUGAUAACGAAUCUAAAGGAUGCUGUAAUUUUAUUGAAACUCACUCAAUAAGGUAAGGUCCUAAACCACUCACGCAUAAAUUUUUUGUUUAGGGAUAUGGUUAUAUGUUAGUUUGUGGAUAUAUUUAAAAAAUCUCCAUAAAAUAAACAAGAACAAGAAGAAAUCUUAAUAUUUAAAGCUGGUGUCACAAAUGAUUGGCUUCAACAGUUAAAUAGAUCAUUUUUGUUGGUGCUAUCUUUACAGCUGUGUUUUUUGGGACCGAUGCGGUGGCCUCGAAUAGAUUCAAUUCUAGCUCAAUAUGAGGCUAACCGUUAGAUACGUGUUACCAAGGUGCCACUGCUUGACGACAAAAUGGUAGCUAAAAUCCGAAACAUCGUUUUCGUGAAAGUUUUAUGAAACAAAUCUAAAACCUCUUUUUUUCGUUUUGGUCGGAGAACUGUUUUGGAAAAUAACAAAUUGCCCUUUUUAAUUCAUUUCUCUGCUUGAAUGUAUCCUCUGUAUUCUCUAAGGACGAGAUAGCAGUGGCAUGUUAUCGGAGUUUAAUGUACUCGUUAUCCUGAAGAAACACUCAAAAUUUUUAUAGCAGAUCGAAUCAAGCAAAUAAAAAUGUUAAAAUAUCAUUAAUGGCUCAACAAUUGCACUUGAAAAUUAAUAUUAAGCUCUCUUUAUUUUCUUCCUUUGAAAAUAUCCUCUUCUUAUAAGUUAUUCAGUUUUUUAGUAAAACUUUAUUUCUGAGUCGUAAGGGACGUAAAUACAGGUUGUUAACAAACUUUGUCUGUUGAAUCUUGUUUAGUGUCGUCUUAGAACAUUUCUCAUUUUCACAACCGUUCUUAUCGUUUAUCUUUCACUCAAAUGUUUAUAAUCGAAAAAUACUCAGUUAACCCUGUUGAUUUCUGUAGUGGAGUACCCUUGCCAAUGCUUUAUAAUCUGCUGACAUUAUGACCGAAAACAUUUUGUUUUUAUUCAUUUGCAGUUUAAUUUUUCCUUUUUGUGACUCAAUUAGCAGAAAUUUCCCUUAUUUGCAUUGACAGAAUUAUCCCCUUACAAGAAUAUGGCUAUGAAAUGACAGAUUAGAUCGUUUUAGACAAAUCACUUUCUUUGUCGUCGACCGUUUGAUUGCCAUAUUAACUCUUAAAAACAUUAAAAAUGUGUAGAAAAUUUACAUCAUACCUAUUUUCCUACAAGUUUUACGAAAUAAAAUAUUAUCAGAUAAUAAAAUUAUUUUUGAAGUGACGACUUUUCACUUUUCUUGUUCUAGUGUUUUCCAGGACUGAAGAUGUGUACAUUUUGAGCUUUUUAGACAUGAUAUAUUCAAAAAAUGGCUUAUUAUACUAAACAACCCCAAAGAUGGAUUCUUUAAGUGUAACAAUCUGCUUUAGCUAGAAAUCUUGACCCUAAAUUAUCGAUCUCCAUGAAUAUUUUCAAAUCUUGAUGAUCAUAAAUCGCUGAAUUCAGGAAACAAAACUUCGCAACAACUCACCCUUCCUUCGAACUCCGCGUUCCAAAAAACACCAACGGCUUUCUCUGUGUUUUCCAUUUUAAAAUUGAACAAUUAUCCAAUUAAAAUUUGAGAAAAAGUAUCCGCAAAAGAUGAAGUUUAUCCGCAAGCGAAAUUUGCGUGUAGCAAAUCAGUUGAGAAGUUCGCAACAAAUUUUGUAACGGUUUUUCUCGCUUUUUAAGGUUUGAUUAAUUUGACGUAAAAGCUGACGCAAUGUCUCCAAGGAUACCACGAACAUCAUGCAUUGCUCAUUUGCGACAGUUUGAAUGUUUAAAAAGAAAUGCAAAAUAUCUUGUUGAAUAAAAAUAUCCCAAACUCCUAUCUUGAUAUAAAUAAAAAGUUAUCCUUGGA